This is a messenger RNA of Lymnaea stagnalis (great pond snail), 47466 nucleotides long. NCBI's taxonomy places the organism in Eukaryota, Metazoa, Mollusca, Gastropoda, Lymnaeidae. The record is from the annotation of a GenBank genome assembly.
GCUUCAGUCCUGUCUGCCCACAACAUCAACUACACGGUGAAGGUGUCAACCAAUUUGGGGCUGGUGAAGACUGACAAGGAAAUAUUAUUUAAUGUCUCGUAUGUGGAAUAAAGAACGAAUAACGUAAAACUAAAUUACUUGAGAGCAAUAAUUCGUCUAUAGAAAGAAAUAUUAUUUUUUUUUGGGGGGGGGGGGUGGUUNUUGAAAUUAAUUCUCCUAAGUUUAUAAUAGGUGUUUGAUUACAUAAUGUUUUGUUUGAAUUUGUAUAAUUUUUACGGCUUGAAAAAUCAAUUAAAAAAAAAACACAAACUACACCAACAAACAACUGAUAUCUUCCAAUUUAUGGUAAGGGUGAUUUCAGUUAUUUUGAACUCUUCAAAAGUAACGCAUGAUUUUUGUCUCCUAUCCAGGGGAAUUUUCAAGAAAGGUUUGAACGCUGUACUGGGACCAACUGGCUCAGGGAAAUCAUCGUAAGUCAUUUUGGAGCCUUGUAAAAGGAGCUCUACUUUAAAAAGAUAUUUGCAAAUGGCAUGUGCUUUGUAUAUAUAUAUAUAUAUAUAUAUAUAUAUAUAUAUAUAUAUAUAUAUAUAUAUAUAUAUAUAUAUAUAUAUAUACAUAUGUUAUAUGACAUACUCUUGUCUUCGCGAGACGAUGAAGUAGCUAUUGAUACAUCAUCUUAUGGCUUACUAUGCCGAUUUUGGCUUAGCAGUCUCGGCUGAAGUUCUCGAAGGAGAACAAUGAUUUUGGUCAGCUUGGGCCGUCCGUAAUGCUCUUAAUGUUUCAAGGAUUUUAUUUUGCGCCUGUUUAACCCCCUCAUACUCUGUUGUUUAACCCUCUCAUACUCUGUUGUUUAACCCACUCAUACACUGUUGUUUAACCCCCUCAUUCACUGUUGUUUAACCCCCUCAUACAGCAGAACGGUGCUCUUACAUACGUUGAAUGUUUUGCUGGCUUCCCUCAUGUUCCUUUGCAAAGUCUUUAAAUGUUAGCCACGGCCGUACAAUACGUCUUGCUCCAUCUACCAACUCUAAGUAAAGCAGAUUCCUGCGAAUGCGGCCUUUUCCCAUUUACUUAAAUGGCAUAACCAGCGAAGGCGCAUUUUGUCAAGAGCUAAGAACAUGCUACACAUUUUGGCUUGAUCCAAAACCCCAGUGUUGGUCACUUUGUUCAGCCCUCGGCUUCACAAAAUGCGAUGCAGACAUCUUUAUUUAUGUAUAACUUAACACAGUGAGCGAGUAAACAUGAAUGUAAAACGGAAAAGAUUUACACCAUAAAACUAUUUGUUUAAAACAAUUAGGAUGUUUCACUCUCUAGUUAAGUCAUACGUAAUUAACUCUAUUACGUAAAUCUUUCUACUUUUCAGCUUUCUUGAUGUGUUAGCUGGCAGGAAAGAUCCAGAUGGUGUAUCUGGACAACUCCUUUUGGAUGGCAAACCUGUGCCUAAAAACUUCAAGUGCAUGGUGGGAUAUGUUGUGCAGGUAUAGUAGAGUUUUACAUCGAUAGAAUAUGUCAUUGUGGGAUAUGUUGUACAUGUAUUAUUAGAGUUUACUUCAAUCUAUGUCUUUUCAAUGGUUGGUUAUUCCGGUCUAAGUAUUAUGCUGAGUGGUCGAUCAUUUCCAUAUGUAAAUGUUUGCAUUUCAAUUUGUGUUUUAUUGUAUGUGGUUUAGGAUGAUGUUGUGAUGGGAACGCUGUCUAUCAGAGAAAACUUUGCCUUCUCUGCUGCCUUAAGACUGCCCACAUCGGUUAGGGCGAAUGAGAGAAAAGAAAAGAUCGACCAGGUUAUCAAAGAACUUGGCCUGGAGAGGUGUGCUGACACCAAGGUAAGAAAUGUAGUGUUACUAAAAUAACUUGAUCUCGACAGGUGGGAUGCCACCAGGGUAAGAAAUGUAGUGUUACUAAAAUAACUUUAUUUAUACAAGUGUGCUGACACCAAGUUAAGUAAUGUAUUUCCUUUGAUGAGGCCAACUGAGCAGCUUUAACCUAACAGUGGGAGAAUCGAUAAGAUCUGCUAAAUAGCCUUUAAUUAUGCUUGGAAAGGAUUACAUUUUAUGACAGUUUCAUCUGUCACCAGAUUGUCUAAACUGUCUAAAUAACGCUUCUAAAUGUAAUUAAAAUGGUUCCAGAGAAGUAAAUGUCUGGACACAUUCUUCAAAAUAGAGAAUGUUUCUGUCAAUCUAAAUACAGAAUGUUUCUGUCACUCUAAAUACAGAAUGUUUCUGUCACUCUAAAUACAGAAUGUUUCUGUCACUCUAAAUACAGAAUGUUUCUGUCACUCUAAAUACAGAAUGUUUCUGUCACUCUAAAUACAGAAUGUUUCUGUCAAUCUAAAUAUAAAAUGUUUCUACCAAUCUCAAUAUCUAAUGUUUCUGUCAAAAUAAAAAUAGAAUGUUUCUACCAAUCUAAAUAGAUAAUGUUUCAGUCAAUCUAAAUAUAGAAUGUUUCUAUCAAGCUAAUUACAUAAUGUUUCUGUCUAUCUAAAUAUAGAAUGUUUCUAGCAAUCUCAAUAGAUGAUGUUUCUGUCAAUCUAAAUAUAGAAUGUUUCUACCAAUCUCAAUAGAUAAUGUUUCUGUCAAUCUAAAUAUAGAAUGUUUCUACCAAUCUCAAUAGAUAAUGUUUCUGUCAAUUUAAAUACAUAAUGUUUCUGUCAAUCUAAAUAGAGAAUGUUUCUGUCAAUCUAAAUAUAGAAUGUUUCUGUCAAUCUAAAUAUGGAAUGUUUCUGUCAAUCUAAAUAUAGAAUGUUUCUGUCAAUCUAAAUAUAGAAUGUUUCUGUCAAUCUAAAUAUAGAAUGUUUCUGCCAGGUUGGCAAUGAAUUUAUCCGAGGAGUUUCAGGGGGGGAGAGGAAAAGGUGCAACAUUGGCAUGGAGCUCAUCAUCUCCCCUGCCGUGCUAUUUUUAGAUGAGCCGACGACAGGUCUUGAUGCCAACACUGCAAACAUAGUUCUCAAGUUUUUGAAAAGGUUUGAAUGGUUGUCAGAUCAGUGAUCCCCCAACAGUGGGGCAAUGUUCCCUAAAGCUAUGUGAGAUGUGUAUAGUGUGGCUAAGGAUAAUUCUUAAUGAAGUAAUUUAAAAUAAUGUCGUAUAACAAAUUGUGUUACAAGUUUUUAGCUAAAGCGCUCAUCAUAAAUUAAAAUUUGUCAUGAAGAAUGAUAAUAUAAAUAUUUAAAAAAAAAUAAUGAUAUUUUGAAAUAUUUAAAUUCAAUCAUUUAAAAAAGAAGAAAAAUUUAAAAAAACUAGAUCCCUGAAAGUUAAAAAUUUUUUUUUUAUUUAAAUCAUGUCUUCCGGAAUAUUUAUAAUUUUGCAAACAAAAUAACUAAUGAACAGGGACAAUUAAAGUAACAGAUCUGAGGGGAAAAAAAUGUAUCUAAACAUUUAAAAAAAUAGGAUAUUGUUUUUGUAGAGAUCAUUCUAUUUAAAUAAAUAUGAUAUUGGUUUAUAAUCAUCAUUCUAUUUCAAGAAACAUGAUAUUGGUUUGUAAUGAUCAUUUCAAAAAGAAAAAGAAAUGUUAAAAAAUUGUAUAUAAUCAACAUUUGUGCUAUUUUUUAUAACACAAUCUUUGAUAUAUAUUUUACAGCCACUUAAUAUAAUUAAACAAUACAUAGCCUUACUUUUAAGUUUCAAACCUUAGAAAUAGUCUUAUAACAGCUAACAAUAGCAUUACAAUAGCCUAACAAUAGGUUAACAACAGCUUAACACUAGCAUGGUAAUAGUUCACAGUGAAUUAAAAAUAACUUAACAAUAGCCUGAAAUAGAUUAAUAUAUAAACCAUAGAAUAACAAUCUAUUGACAUUAAGAAUAGCAAUCUAUAAACAAUAACAUAACAAUAUUUUAACAAUAACAUAACAAUAGAUUAACAUUGACAUAAAAGCUAUUAAUAAUAACAUUACAUUAUAUUGAAAAUAGAAUAACAAUCUAUGAACAUAACAAUCUAUUAAAAAUAAUACAACAAUCUAUUAACAAUAUUUUUUUAAAUACAUCGCCAUCGGUUGUUCUGUUAAAAUCUCCCAUAAAUUUAAUGGCCACUAAAUGUAUCUGUCUCUCAAUGUUUAGUGCAAUUAUAAGACCCGACUAAUAUGCACUCCCCAUCUGCGUCCCCCGUCUAGCACUUGAUGACAUACGCACCGGAUGCGCACAAAGCAUCAUCUAUUUGAUCAAACUUAUAGAGCUGACAGUAGUAUUUGUACUGGAGCUCCAAAGGGGAAAUAGACAUACAUUUACGAGACUCAAAUUGAUAUGAUUCAAUAUAAUAAUUAGUAUAAUCCACGGAUCUUAUCUUACUGAGAAGAGGUCACUGAAUUUUAUGAUGUUUCUUGGUUUUUUUGUGUUUGUUUCCAGACUGUCUCGCAGAGGAAGGACCAUCAUCUUCUCCAUCCACCAACCCCGUUAUUCCAUCUAUCGUCUGUUUGACAGUUUGAUGCUCUUAUCUCAAGGUCACACCGUGUAUCACGGACCAUCGGAGGAAGCUUUGGAAUUCUUCACUUCCCAAGGUCAGUGUUGUCUUUACAAGGUCAGUGUUGUCUUGACAAGGUCAGUGUUGUCUUGACACGGUUCGUGUUAUCGUAGUACAAUCUGAGUUCUUUGGAAAGGAUAUUCGCAUAUUUAAAAAAACAACCUAAUAAGUUUGAAUCAAGAUUAAUGAAUUUCAACAUAAGUACUUCAAUUAAUUUUCCCUAUCAGAUCAAUAAUCUUGUGGUAGAAAAGACAUAUAAUGUAUGCUAUUUAGUAAUUUUUAAAACAGUAUGUUAUAGCCUAAAUCAGAGAGGAGUCUGGUGAAUAUACUCUUAAUAUGCUCACACAUAAUCUUUUGGGGCCGAGCUACUCGUCUUAAUGGGCAAUGCAAAUCUUCAUGAACUAUCUAUAUUAAGUGGGCUUAGGACUCAACUAGACAUCCCAACUCCAACAGAAUUCCCCACUCCACUGGACCUCCCCACUCCACCGGAAAUCCCCACUCCACCAGACCUCCCCACUCCACUGUACCUCCCCACUCCACUGUACCUCCCCACACAGCCCUUAAAAGAUGUGUAUUGUUUGUUGUAGUAUCUGUAGUGGUCUUCAAUGCAUCGGCAUUCUCCAAUUUUUCCCAUGCUAGAGAGUUAGUGUCAAAACAGUCCUACUUUAUGGUGCAUAAACUUGGAAAACAACAGUGAGCCUUAUGCAGAAAGUGCAGACUUUCAUAAACACAUGCCUUAGAAAGAUCCUUAAAAUCAAAUGGCCAAAUACUAUCACCAACAAAGAUCUACUAGAAAGGACAUACCAGGUGCCAAUCGAUGAAGAUAUCAUAAUGAAAAUAUGGAGAUGGAUAGGGCAGACGCUCCAAAAAACCGCCCAGAUAGCACCAACAGACAAUGCCUAACAUGGAACCCACAGAGAAAAAGAAAGAGAGGAAGGCCUAAGAAUACAUGGAGACGUGAGCUAGAGGCAGACACGCAAAAUAUGGGAUACACCUGGAAGCCAUUGGAAAGGAAAGCACAGGACCAUGAUGAGUGGAAAGUUCUUGUAGACGGCCUAUGCCCCAGACGGGGUAGAAAGGCAUAAGUAAGUACGUAAUAGAUUGAAUCGAAGGGUUACAUACUAUUCAAAAAGACUUUGAUUUUGAACUUCUAGGCUACGUCUGUCAGGAACAUAACAACCCUUCAGAUUUUUUCUUGGAUGUCAUAAACGGAGACCCAACAACAUUUGCCGCUAAUGGCAUGAGCGUUGAUGAACAAGUUGAAUCUGACCUUGAAAGUAAGUUAUUCCUUUUUUUCUCACUCAUACCAAAUUUUUAAAAAAAAUUGAUAAUAAAAUAAAUUAAAUGUGUUUAUUUCACAAAGUUUAAUUUGCUCUAGACAAACUUCUUGGACACAAAUACAAAGACUUCAAACUAGACAUGCAUCAUUUCUUUUUCUUAAAUUAAAAAAAAAAACAGCCUAUUGCUUUCUUUAUCCAAACAGAUUCUCAAAGUCAACAUGGAAAAUUAGUGGCAGGAUUUAAAGAUUCAAUAUGGAACUCAAAGUAAUUUAAUUUUUAAUUAAAAAAAAAUCUUAUAGUUAUAAAUAACACGAAGAAUAAAAACGUAAUAUUGCUAUAUGACCUACAGAAAAUGAGAUUUUGUGAUUUAGAUUUUAUUUUUAUAGUUGUUGAAGAAAAGAAAGUUGCAAGAAUUUUAGUCUCAACUCUGAAUCUCAUAGCUUCAAGACUUAAAAGUCCUUUGUUUCAAUUCGUACCUCUUAAAAUGUGUCUUUUGAAUACGUGUGUGUCUCUAUAUAAAAUUGUGUGUGUGUUUAGGCUUCAAGAAGAAGCAGCGGACAUUUGGAAAAAUUUUGAAGCUAAUGGAGGCGUCAUGGGUCAACAUCAUGAAGCUCUUGAUUACGUUACGCCAUUUGGCCAUCAAGUAGGUCAAGAGAAAACUUAUUUUUUUCAACUUAUUAGUUAAAAAUGAACAUAAUAAACGGAAACAUCAAUGAAUUUUAUCAAUAAUUUGGUGUAAAUAUUUGAAUAAUUCUUAAAACUUAUGGUUAAUAUUAAACUUAAAAGUGUAUGCGAGAUUUCAAAUACUAAUUAUGUGGACAACUGUAUGCGAGAUUUCAAAUACUAAUUAUGUGGACAACUGUAUGCGAGAUUUCAAAUACUAAUUAUGUGGACUACUGUAUGCGAGAUUUCAAAUACUAAUUAUGUGGACAACUGUAUGCGAGAUUUCAAAUACUAAUUAUGUGGACAACUGUAUGCGAGAUUUCAAAUACUAAUUAUGUGGACAACUGUAUGCGAGAUUUCAAAUACUAAUUAUGUGGACAACUUUAUGCGAGAUUUCAAAUACUAAUUAUUUGGACAACUGUAUGCGAGAUUUCAAAUACUAAUUAUUUGGACAACUGUAUGCGAGAUUUCAAAUACUAAUUAUUUGGACAACUGUAUGCGAGAUUUCAAAUACUAAUUAUUUGGACAACUGUAUGCGAGAUUUCAAAUACUAAUUAUUUGGACAACUGUAUGCGAGAUUUCAAAUACUAAUUAUUUGGACAACUGUAUGCGAGAUUUCAAAUACUAAUUAUUUGGACAACUGUAUGCGAGAUUUCAAAUACUAAUUAUUUGGACAACUGUAUGCGAGAUUUCAAAUACUAAUUAUUUGGACAACUGUAUGCGAGAUUUCAAAUACUAAUUAUUUGGACAACUGUAUGCGAGAUUUCAAAUACUAAUUAUUUGGACAACUGUAUGCGAGAUUUCAAAUACUAAUUAUUUGGACAACUGUAUGCGAGAUUUCAAAUACUAAUUAUUUGGACAACUGUAUGCGAGAUUUCAAAUACUAAUUAUUUGGACAACUGUAUGCGAGAUUUCAAAUACUAAUUAUUUGGACAACUGUAUGCGAGAUUUCAAAUACUAAUUAUUUGGACAACUGUAUGCGAGAUUUCAAAUACUAAUUAUUUGGACAACUGUAUGCGAGAUUUCAAAUACUAAUUAUUUGGACAACUGUAUGCGAGAUUUCAAAUACUAAUUAUGUGGACAACUGUAUGCGAGAUUUCAAAUACUAAUUAUGUGGACUACUGUAUGCGAGAUUUCAAAUACUAAUUAUGUGGACAACUGUAUGCGAGAUUUCAAAUACUAAUUAUUUGGACAACUGUUUGUCUCAGAUUCUGGUCCUGGCCAAAAGAGCUAUGAUGAAUAUGUUGAGAAAUCCACAGACAAGUAUCCUCACGGUAAUUAUUCUCUUUAGAUUUCUACAUUUACUUUGGAUGUGUCGUUAUAGGGCCACAAUGUGUCGUUAUAGGGCCACAAUGUGUCGUUAUAGGGCCACAAUGUGUCGUUAUAGGUCCACAAUGAGUCAUUAUGUGGCCACAAUGUGUCGUUAUAGGGCCACACUGUGUCGUUAUAGGGCCACAAUGUGUCGUUAUAGGGCCACAAUGUGUCGUUAUAGGGCCACAAUGUGUCGUUAUAGGGCCACAAUGUGUCGUUAUAGGGCCACAAUGUGUCGUUAUAGGGCCACAAUGUGUCUUAUAUGGCCACAAUGUGUCGCUAUAGGGCCACAUAGUUUGUAUCAACUACAUACAAAAUACACCUAUUAUAAAUAUUAUGCUUACACACAUUUUGAAUCAAAUAAUAUAUCAGUAUUAUUUCUUAUAUAACAAUAUAUUCUUAGACUAAAUUUACCAGCUAAAUUUGCUUUUCUAAAAUGUUUCAACAAGAAUAUUAUUUUUCGAAGAACUGACUAACCCUGUAACUUGUUUGAAACGUCUAAACAUAAAAUCUGUUCUAUAAUUGUCCAGGUGUUCACCUCUCUGUUUCUAGCCCUACUUAUCAGUGUGUUAUACUGGCAACUUGGUGAUAAUCCAAACCGCGCCUUCAAAGAUAGGUGAGAUUAUUAUAAGUUUAUAUUGUGUUGAUUUCAUAUUAGUGUUAAGAUAAGAGACUUUUUAAAAGACCAUGUGUUACUCACCUACUUUGUAGAACCUAUUUUAACAACAAUAUAAUUCUCCAUAAACGCUCAAUGUUCAUUUUAAAUCUUCAUUAAAAAAAAAAAAUUAUUUCUUGAAACCAAUAUUUCUUUUUUUACAAUAGCGAAAUACAGUAUGUAACAUAAUACAGUAUGAAAAAAAUGAAGGUACUGAAACUCCAGCAUAUUGAACGCGCAUAUGCGUUUGUCAAAGGUGCAUAGUUCCAGCUGCUACGUGCAUAGUUCCAGCUGCUACGUGCAUAGUUCCAGCUGCUACGUGCAUAGUUCCAGCUGCUACGUGCAUAGUUCCAGCUGCUACGUGCAUAGUUCCAGCUGCUACGUGUUCCUCAUGCAAAGGAAGAUCUUUGAGCCAUGUGUAGUUGGAAGUGAUUUUCUAGACGAAGAAAAACGUAUUGACAGCUGAAUUCUAGUUUCGCUCUUACGCCAAGUCCUGAGUGAAAACAGAUCUUAAAAAAAAGGUUUUUACAAAUUACAAGAGAAAUUUAAUAAGCUUGUAACACGGCUAUAUUGUCUAAUGUUUUGACUUUAAGCCUCUCUGGAAAUUUAGACUGUCAAGGGAAAGGGACGUUUGGCUGAAGAGUGGGACAACAUUGCUGUAGACAAUAGGGAACUAUAGAUGGUAGAGGAGUGGGAGCAAUAUAGAGGUAGAAGAGCUGGACAAUAUAGGAGUAGAGGAGUGGGGGAAAACAUGGAUUUAGAAGAGUGAGGGACAACAUAGAUGUAGAAGAGUGGGGCAACAUAGCUGUAGAAGAGUGGGGGACGAAAUAGAUGUAGAAGAGUGGGGGAAACAUAGCUGUAGAAGAGCAGGGCAACAUAGAUGUAGAAGAGCAGGGCAACAAAGUUAUAGAAGAACAGGUCAACAUAGAUUAGAAGAGUGGGGGACAACAUAGAUGUAAAAGAGUAAGGGAAAACAUAGAUGUAGAAGAGCAGGACAACAUAGAAGUAGAAUUGUGGGGGCAACAUAGAUGCAAAAGAGCAUGGCAACAUCUCUUUAGAAGAGUUGAAAAACGUAGCUGGUAGAGGACAAAAUUGCAUUAGAAGAGUGAGUAGGGCAACACAGUUGUAUACGUGUAAGGACACAUAACCGUAGAAGAGUGAGAAACAUAGCUGGUAGAGGAGUGGGAGCAUCUGAAAGAGCUGCUGGCGCCUUAUGUACCCACUAGACGACUCCGCUCAUCCGAUAGUGGCAAACUCUCGACACCACGUGUUCGCCUUGAGACUUACGGAAAGCGCACUUUCGCAUUUGCUGGUCCAACAAUUUGGAACGCCCUUCCUGUUGUUCCCAGAAACAACCAGACACUGGAGUCCUUUAAAACCGAUUUAAAGGCACAUCUAUUUCGCAAACACCUUCUGGGAUGAUUGUCUACCAUAUUUUCCAUUUAAUGCAUAUUGGUUGUGUUGCUUAGGGUUGAAAUUGCUAGAAAGACUUUGAUAUUGUAUGCUUGUAAUUAGUUUUUGUAGUGUUGCGUUUGUUUUAAAUGUGGUAAAUUAUAGAUAUGUUUUGUUUUUUGUUGACUUUGUACCGUGCUUCGAGCCUUUUGGGAUGAAGCUUGUUUUUGAAAUGAACUUUAUUAUUAUUAUUAUCUAAGAUGUAGAAGAGUGGUAGCACUAUAGUUGUAAAAGAGUAAAGCAACAUAGCCGUAGAAGAGAAAUACACCUGUAGAAGAGUGAGUUGGGCAAUAUAGCUGCAGAAGAGUUGUAACACCAUAGCUGUAGAAGAGUGGAAAAACAAAGCUGGUAGAAGACCCUGAGGUACUCUCUACUAGAUCCUUGCCUAUCUCCAAUAUUAGUUUGCACACGUGGAGCAUAUGUCAGACCUAACCGAGUGGCAUUAUAUUAACCACAAAUGAUCUUAUAGUUAGGAUUACACCAGCACGCACACACCAGCACGAUGUAAGACUACGCGCAGGGCUGUGCGUCUAUAAAGGAUAAUCGCUAAGUGGGUAAUGCUGUACGCGCCAACGUAAUGUGAACAUCGGCACAGAUCAACAUGUGUUACUAGGACUAUAUAAAUAUAUCGUCGCUCGUCUCAUACGCACGCACGCGUGGGUCUGGAAAAGACAUGACGCGCAGCCGUAUAUUUUAACUAUUGCGUUAUCGUUGUUAAGGACUUCCUUCACGAGCCUGGGUCGUUGUUAAGGACUUCCUUCACGAGCCUGGGUCGUUGUUAAGGACUUCCUUCACGAGCCUGGGGCUCUAUCAACUUGAAAAUACUGCUUAACAAAAUGUACAGGAAUUAGCGCAUUACAACGACGUAAUCAAAGGUGCUCUAAAAUAUAAGAAUAUAAACAUUGGCAUCGCUGCUUACAAAAUAGCCAUACACAGACAGUGGAAGAGCUAAAAACAAAUGCUGUUUGCUACAAUUCAAAAUGAGCGGCUUUUAUGGAACUGCCUGGUGUAGCACACGCAGGAAAACAUUGCCGUUUGCGUCACGUGCAGUGGCGUAGCGAGGGUGUUUGGCGCCCGGGGACAAGAUUCGCGCCCGGGGACAAGAUCCAUUUUUAGCGCCCCUUUUUCUUUUUUUUCAACUCUCAAACCCAUUAUUUUCAUCAAUAAAAUAAUAUCAAAGCACAUUUUGGCGCCCCUAACUAGCUGGCGCCCGGGGACAUCUGUCCCCCCCUGCCCCCACCAUGCUACGCCUCUGGUCACGUGUUUGCCAUAGGUCAACCGUGGUGUAAGGAUUGUCCCUGGCGUGUGUAAAUAACCAAACAAGAGUUUAAGGCCCUAGCAUCUCAGUGGGUGUAGACGUGCCUGGUGUUACCCACAUGAGUGACACUUAGAGUGCUCGCUCCUUAUUUCUAUGGUUGGCACAGGGCUACGUAAUCAUGGUAAAUCGUUUAAUUUACGUUUAUAUUAAAACAAAAUUGGAACUCGGAGCAGUGGAAAAUUUUAAUAGCUCUGCUCCAAAUCCUUGUUUCCAAUGACAACUGCCCAAUAAUCUUUCAUUUCAAUCUUAGAAAUACGUCACAUUUGGAAUUACGCAGUAGAGGAGUGGGAGCAUUCAACAUGCCGGAGUUUUAGAACUGUCACUUUUGGUGUUCGCUUCAUUAGCUUUUGAUAGCAGCGAUAGAGGAGUGGGAGCAUUCAACAUGCCGGAGUUUUAGAACUGUCACUUUUGGUGUUCGCUUCAUUAGCUUUUGAUAGCAGCGGUAGAGGAGUGGGAGCAUUCAACAUGCCGGAGUUUUAGAACUGUCACUUUUGGUGUUCGCUUCAUUAGCUUUUGAUAGCAGCGGUAGAGGAGUGGGAGCAUUCAACAUGCCGGAGUUUUAGAACUGUCACUUUUGGUGUUCGCUUCAUUAGCUUUUGAUAGCAGCGGUAGAGGAGUGGGAGCAUUCAACAUGCCGGAGUUUUAGAACUGUCACUUUUGGUGUUCGCUUCAUUAGCUUUUGAUAGCAGCGGUAGAGGAGUGGGAGCAUUCAACAUGCCGGAGUUUUAGAACUGUCACUUUUGGUGUUCGCUUCAUUAACUUUUGAUAGCAAAGAAGUAGCAACGCUUUAUAGAAUGACAUAUUUGAUAAGCGAAUGCUUUAAAAUGCUCUUUAAUAAAAUAUGGAUUAAUAAUCCAAUAAUCAUUAUCUAAUAAUGUCUGUUACACAUAUUUAAUAAAAAAAUUUGACCCAUAUUUGGGAUCGUAUCUUUACAGACGUCGUGACGUCAAAUUCUGUUGUUUACUUCUACUGAAAUAAGUUGUUUUAACAAUCAUUUGAAUUGGCUUCUUUGUGUUGAUCACGUCAUCAGAUCGGGUGUUUUGUUUCUAGUCAUCAUGAAACAGCUCUUCAUCAACUUGACCGCCAUCCAAGUCUUCAUACAGGAAAGGAAGUAUUUUAUGUAAGAAUAGUGAGAUUGUCUCCAUUCGGUCCGUGGUUCCCUCAAUAGCCAUAUAUUUCUCAUACGGUUUCCGAGAAUUCUUAAAAUUUCAUAAUUACGUUUCCAUUUUCAAUUUGUUGUGAAAAAAACCAAACACAAUAAUAAAAAAGAAAAAAAAAAGAGUUGUUUGGUUAUUUCGUAGAGUGCUUGUUAGAUUUUAACACAGGGGACUUGAGAAAACUUGGAGUUAGCAAGGGGGCUUAGGAGCGAAAAGUUUGGGUACAACAGCGUAAGGUAUGUGGUUAGGGGGUGGUAAGGGAGUGGUUAGGGGGUGGUUAGGUGGUGGUUAGGCGGUGGUUAGAGGGUGGUUAGGUGGUGGCUAGGGGGUGGUUAGGGAAUGGUUAGGGGGUGGUUAGGGAAUGGUUAGGGGGUGGUUUUAAAUUAGUUUUUAAACAUUUUUUUUUAAAAACAAAAUUAAAUUUUAGUUAAAAGAAACUAGACGGUUGUUCUACUGCAGACUUAUGGAUGCUUGUUUGGGGUUUAAAGGUGAGUGUUUGUUGACAGACUCUUGAAUUUACGGUCUGCAGACUAUUGUAUGUUCCCAAAACAAAAGGAACCUUAGAAUUAAAUUUAAUUAGUUUUUAAAAAAAAAUAUUUGAGAUAAUCUUCAUUUGUGUCCAUCUCACGAUGUCCACAGGCAUGAAAGUAUCAGUGGAUUCUACAGAGUCUCUGUCUACUUCCUAGUCAAAAUUAUUUUUGAUAUAUUACCACUGAGGCUUUUUCCUUUAAUCCUCUCGUCUGCCAUAAUUUACUUUGCUGUUGGUAAGUCUAUUGUUUUAUAAGUGACUACAGAUUCAUUGUUUACUUUGCUGUUGGUAAAUCUAAUGUUUUUAUAACUGACUACAGAUUCAUAGUUACAGUGCUGUUGGUAAAUCUAAUGUUUUUAUAAGUGACUACAGAUUCAUAGUUACAGUGCUGUUGGUAAAGUCUAAUCUUUUAGAACUCAUUAAAAGUUUUGUUGCCCCCUAUUUACUGUUAUUCAAAAUAAAUUUUAAUAGGUGGAAGAUGUGAACACUAUAUUUUUGAUCAAGCCACUCUAUUGUCUGUAUGUUGAUGCUGUCAUAUAAAUUUCGUUGGAUCCUCUCUCCUUUUUAUUAAGGAUAUGCUGUAUGCAUGUAUGUGUGUGUAUCUAGGAAGGAUUGAUUUGCUAGUGAUAUUUCAUUUGGUGCCAAGUAGUGUAUUCACAAAGAACUUUAAGCAUACAGACAAAAGAAUGUCACUACUAUCCAUUUCAAAAAGAUACUUUCUUGAACCCAUGGGAGAACUCGUAAGCGCUGUCUCAUCCCACUUAUCUUUUUCUGCCCUCUGGGAUAAUAGUUUUUUAGCUAAGGCUGGGAUAAUAGUUUUUAGCUAAGGCUGGGAUAAUAGUUUUUAGCUAAGGCUGGGGAUAAUAGUUUUUAGCUAAGGCUGGGGAUAAUAGUUUUUAGCUAAGGCUGGGAUAAUAGUUUUUAGCUAAGGCUGGGAUAAUAGUUUUUAGCUAAGGCUGGGAUAAUAGUUUUUAGCUAAGGGGUAUUUUAAAAUUUAAUUCUGUUUUUUUUCCCUGUUGUGUGUUCGCUGACUAUACUCAUUUCCCUUGUUUGCUAACCUGAUGGCAGCCUCUUCCUCCCCUCAUUACCAUUUUUUUAGAACAGCUAAGGGAGGGUAACCAAAGUUUUCAUUUUCGCACUGGACACUUAACGCAAUAGGUGAUCAACUUUUCAAGUGCCCGAACUACCCAACAACAAAUGACUCUCAGUCGAUCUGAAAGCACCAAUUACAAUAAGUAGAUAUCAAAUCUGAAGUUUAUGCAAUAGAAAUAUGAUGAGACUACAAGAAAUAAACAGAGAGAUUUUUUUGUGUGUGCGUCUAGCCUAGGAUUUAAACAGGGUACAACGUCAUUGUUAUGUUUAUGUGUCUUGUAACCCAGGUCUCAAUGACGGUGCUGACCACUUCUACAAGUACACGUUUUGUCUGUUCUGCACAACGAUGACAGCUGCUGGCAUGUGUUUCCUCGUCAGCGCGUCAGUGGGCGUGUUUGCUGUUGCACAGCUGCUGUUAGCCCUGCUGUACAUGACCAUGAUGGUGAGGGCAAAUAGCUGUUUAAGAAACGGAGAAUUAUAAACGUAUAAAGUAUCCAAUGUUGUAAUUGCACUAUGAAAACAUCUGAACGAAUAGCACCAUGACCCCCAAGCCUCACCAAGCCAAUGGGAUCGGAUUUUUAGUUUUGUAGUUUUUCGUAGUCCCAUGUGAGAGCUGAGCAGUAUUUUGGCGCGCCAAAGAAACACCAGGGAGUUUGAUUACACCACGACCAGAGACUAACUCCCCAGGUCAAGAACAAUCAUGAGAAAAAAACAAUUACCACAAUCAUGAAGACUGUGAGUGAACAGGUACAAACUGAUAAGUUGAAACAUAAAUGAACACAUCUAUUUGACAUUGCAAGUUAAUCUGAGAAGAUGUAUUGUUUUAGAAUUCCUAUCUAUUUUUUUGUUCAUCAAAACAGGGACAUGUUUCUGCUCAUGUUGAUGUGUAAAUAUAAAUGAAGUCAUUUAAAUACCACCGUCAUGGACUUUUCUGGCUUGAGGUAUUAAAAAAAGUUUGAAUACUUAACUGAUUUAAUUCUUUGAGUUAGUUUUCACUAUCACAACUAGAACUGGAUGUUGGUUUUGUUAACAGUUGUUUGCAGGAUUCCUGAUCAACUUUGAUUCUAUCGGACCGUGGUUAAACUGGGCACAGUACCUCAGUUUCUACAAGUACUCUUUAACAGUAAGUACCGAUUCUUGAAUCAUAAACUAGCUACCAAGUACAAUUUUUGUUCUCGUAGCAUAUCUUCAUACAUUGAAAUGUUGACUUGGAAUGACUGCGUAGUUGUAUCAUCAAACGUGGAUUGAAAAAUUUACUUUAAAAAAAAAAAAAAUAUCUAAAUUUAUGUUUUUUAUGUCUUUUUGAAUAGCUUCACUUUUGUUUGUAGCUGGAUGGGUGGCAAAAUCUUCCCACUUCCCUUCUGCCUAUCGAGCUGAAACUUGGCACAUAGACUCAGCGUCGAUGACGACACAUUCUAUUAAUUUUCUCAGCCCCACCCCCCAAAAAAAUCAGUUUUGCCUGGCAGCAGGGAGGAAAAUUGCCGAUAGCUUCGCUAAAUGAGAUUCUUAACACAAAAAAUAUGGCAAGUAAAUUUGGUGCGUAAUAUUCUCUAUGGCUUUUCCCGAAAUAGCUGUGAAAUAAAUCUGUGAGGCUAAGACGAGUGGGCCAAUAGAAUAUUAAUGUGGUUCAGAGGCGCAAAAAAAAAAUUUAAAAAAAAAAAAAAAAAAAAUGCGUGGUUGCAAGCCCCGGGGGGGAGGGGCGGAGGGGGGGAGGGGGGAGGAGCCUCAUUUGGGAUUCUUAUGAAUCGCACUACUUGUAUGCAUGUUGCAUGUUUUGUCAAACUCUCAGCCCCAUACCCUUGCUAAUUAUGACAUUUUAUCAAAGAGUUAUACGAAAAGACUUGUUUUUAAGGAUGGUUUAAUUAAGAAUCAGUUUUGUGUGGCGUUGAUAGCUGUUUAAAAUAAAUCCUUUAAAUUCGUGGGUGGUUGGCCGGCUCGUGAAAUCUUCGAAUGGCUACUUGACCCCAUGUCCCGUCAAACUAUCGUGCUGAAACUCGGAACAUAAACUCGUGGCCCAUGACAACACCCUUUAUCUAAAUGAUCAUACCCCAGCCCUCAUUGCCCGAUAUCACAUUUUAUGAAGGAUUUAUAAAUGUUUCUAAGGGUUGUUCAAUUUAGUUUGAGGAUUCUUUGGUGUUGCUAUCGAAUUGUUCAAAUUGUUAUCACAUAUGCGAGCACCACUCAUUUCAAAUUAUUAAACAAAAAUCGUGUUUGAUCUUCAUCUACAAUUAAAUCUUUAAACGUAUGCUGGUAUAUCUGUAUCAUUUAAAUACCGUCAUGUCCCAGAUUUUGUUAAACUUAAUCUAAACAAUAAUGCUCGACUUUUGAACUUUCUCUAAGGCUUAUCCUAAACUUAAUUUACUAACUAAGCCCUAAGUUAAACAACAAGUUGACAUCCAUUUGUGAGAUUUAAAAAUAAAUUGUUUCCAUAGGCCUUGUACAUCAAUGAGUUUAAGGGAAGAUCGUUCUGUGUCAACAAGACUUACUGGUGAGUUAUUGAAAACAAGACUUACUGGUGAGUUAUUUAAAACAAGACUUACUGGUGAGUUAUUGAAAACAAGACUUACUGGUGAGUUAUUGAAAACAAGACUUUCUGGUGAGUUAUUGAAAACAAGACUUACUGGUGAGUUAUUGAAAACAAGACUUACUGGUGAGUUAUUGAAAACAAGACUUACUGGUGAGUUAUUGAAAACAAGACUUACUGGUGAGUUAUUGAAAACAAGACUUACUGGUAAGUUAUUGAAAACAAGACUUACUGGUGAGUUAUUUAAAACAAGACUUACUGGUGAGUUAUUGAAAACAAGACUUACUGGUGAGUUAUUGAAAACAAGACUUACUGGUGAGUUAUUUAAAACAAGACUUACUGGUGAGUUAUUGAAAACAAGACUUACUGGUGAGUUAUUGAAAAAAAGACUUACUGGUGAGUUAUUUAAAACAAGACUUACUGGUGAGUUAUUUAAAACAAGACUUACUGGUGAGUUAUUUAAAACAAGACUUACUGGUGAGUUAUUUAAAACAAUACUUACUGGUGAGUUAUUUAAAACAAGACUUACUGGUGAGUUAUUUAAAACAAGACUUACUGGUGAGUUAUUUAAAACAAGACAUAUUGGUUCCGCUUUACCUGACAUCCGACGAAGUCAGUUUUAUAUUCACUACGUGACAUUGCGCUUCCCAGACACAAUUAAAAAAUAAAUAAAUUGUUGCCGCAUUUGUGAGCGAAGAACAGUUUUAAAUAUUUGGUUCAAAACUCUAGAAAUUCAGGUCCUGAGAACUGAAGCUUUUAUUCUUUGAGUGUUUUAUAAAGGAAUGGGAGAGGUAAGGCCACGUAGAGUUUUGAAGAGAAAGGACAAAAUGUGAAGCAAAAAACAACAAGAAAUAGCGCCGGUUGUUUAAUGUCCUGACUAAAAUUGAACAGCACAACCAACGAUAUGAAGGAAAAUUCCCGAUAACUGCGCUGAAUGAGAGUCUUUAAAAAAAAUAUUGGUCGUGUGUUUGGUGCGUACUGUUUUAUUUUGCUCUCUUGUAAACGAAUCUUGCAUUCCUUCAUGCUUACCACAAAAGACACUUCUUCCUGAUGUCAUAGAGUCUUGCAUUCCUUCAUGCUUACCACAAAAGACACUUCUUCCUGAUGUCAUAGAGUCUUGCAUUCCUUCAUGCUUACCACAAAAGACACUUCUUCCUGAUGUCAUAGAGUCUUGCAUUCCUUCAUGCUUACCACAAAAGACACUUCUUCCUGAUGUCAUAGAGUCUUGCAUUCCUUCAUGCUUACCACAAAAGACACUUCUUCCUGAUGUCAUAGAGUCUUGCAUUCCUUCAUGCUUAACACAAAAGACACUUCUUCCUGAUGUCACUGAGUCUUGCAUUACUUCACGAUUACAAUGAAAUCGAACGAAUUUCGGCUUAGGUUUCGGCGCCGAAAGUUCCAUUUGAUUACUUUUGGCGUAGUUUCGGUUUCGGCCGAAACAGAAAAGUUAAGUUUCUAUGUAAUUUCGGUUUAGGUGGAAAAGUGAUUGAGACUUUCGGCUGUCUGGCCGAAAAUAAUUGAGGCAUUCGGUCUUCUACAAGAUUUUAGACUGUCAAACUUGUCUGUCGGCCGAAAAUCAGAUAUUUGUUAUUGAUCGAAGUCUUGCUGUCAUUGUAUAAAUGUCACAAAUCUUGUGCGAACACAGUUCACAACUGCAAGAUAACUUACUUGUCAAAUAUUUCCAAAAAUUAAAUUUCAAUACGGCAAAGGGAAAGGUAAAUAGUUUUGUGGUGACAAAACCUCUAGAGGAAAGGUGAUAUUUAUACGAUUAGUUUUGUUUUAAUUCUUUUUUAAAAAAAUGGGAAUCCCAGGCGUAUUCAAGUCAUUCAUUUCAUUUCUCAUUAUCUUGCUCAUAAAGGUUGUCUGAGUCAAGAUAAACUAUUAUUAAAAAAUAUAUUUUUUUUAAAGAAAUGGUCACAUUUCGUUUAUUAUUUUUUAAAAUUAUUCUUUUAUUCUUUUUAAUUAUGUACUAAUAUGUAUUAAUAAAAAAAUAGAAUUACUAUGAUGUUGUUGAGUCUUAUUUAUUUAAUGUUAUUUAACACACAUUUUAUAGCUUAAUUUUACUAAUAUUAUCCAAUUUUAAAUAAGUCAUUGACUGUUAUGUCAAUAAUUUUACAAUUCCUUUGAUUAUAAUUAUAAAACAAAGAAUUAUAGCGAAGGGCCUAUAAUAUAAUGAUAAAUAACACAAGACUCUAAGACUCAAACAAACCGCAAAGGCACACAUAAAGUGGGCAAAGUUUUAAAUAUUAAAUUAACCUAACAAUUAAUUGAAAUUUAUUAUUAUAUAGAUAAAACAAUACUAAUUUAAAUUUGGUCCUGAAGAGAUUUGUAGUAAUACUAAUUUAUAGCAGUAUGAGCACUUCCUUGUGUCAAUUGUUUGAGAAUCACUUAAGAAAAGACAAAUAAAAUUACCAAAAAAAAGUUUUAAAGUCAUUAUUUCGCGGUGCACAGAAUGUGUGCGAAAACGAGUUUUGAAUUAUUGAAAUCUUUCGGUUUCGCUCGAAAGUCACGUUAAACUUUUGGUUUCGGCUUGGAAUGUCAUCGAAUCUUCCAUUCCUUUAAUUUGAGAUUUAGUUUUUGUCUAAUGACUCAGCCAUACCACAGGGGAUGCUUCUAUGAUAAUGUGUUUAUUAACGUACAUCACACAAGGCACAUCUGGUAUAGCCACUAGUUGGUUAUAUGAAGACACACACUGUGUUUCUGUGUGUCUCAUUGUUUUAAUACAAGUCCCACUGUUUAGGACACAGUACUUUACCACCAAGUUGUCAAGCAAAAUAAUACAUAAAAACUAGUUUAUUUAAUAAAUAUAUGAAAAUUAUAAUUAAUCUAUACGAUAGAAUUCUCAGCCACAGAUUUUCUUGUAUGCUAAAACACAAUAUUAUUUAGAUUUAUAUAAAAAAAACUUGAAUGAUACAGUCAUCAGUUAUCCUGUGUAAGAUUCCAAACAUAUAUGACAUAUUUUAUGUGUGUGUAUGGACAUUUUGUUUGCCCUAAGUUCUAUUACCAUAUGAUUAUGUUUGCCGUAAGUUCUAUAACCAUAUAAUUAUGUUUGUCCUAAGUUCUAUUACCAUAUGAUUAUGUUUGCCCUAAGUUCUAUAACCAUAUGAUUAUGUUUGCCCUAAGUUCUAUAACCAUAUGAUUAUGUUUGCCCUAAGUUCUAUAACCAUAUGAUUAUGUUUGCCCUAAGUUCUAUAACCAUUUGAUUAUGUUUGCCCUAAGUUCUAUAACCAUAUAAUUAUGUUUGUCCUAAGUUCUAUUACCUUAUGAUUAUGUUUGUCCUAAGUUCUACAACCAUAUGAUUAUGUUUGCCCUAAGUUCUAUAACCAUAUGAUUAUGUUUGCCCUAAGUUCUAUAACCAUAUGAUUAUGUUUGCCCUAAGUUCUAUAACCAUAUGAUUAUGUUUGCCCUAAGUUCUAUUACCAUAUGAUUAUGUUUGCCCUAAGUUCUAUAACCAUAUGAUUAUGCUGGCCCUAAGUUCUAUAACCAAAUAAAUUAUGUUUCCUUCCAACAGUGAAUCAGGGGAUACAUAUCUCUCUAUGCAAGACAUGGACUACACAGAACCAUGGGACUUCUGGCAGAACUACGUCGCUAUGGCAAUUUAUACAGUUUGUCUGUUUGUCCUGACGUACAUUCAACUGAGGCGUAUGAAGAAAACAACAUAAGUCCCAUAUGUUAUAUUGCGCUAACAUAGAAUUGUUAUGUGAUGUGUAUGGAAGUCAAAAUAAAAACAAUUGUUUUUUACUGUAUUUCUCCUUUUACUUGUCAUGAGCCACCAAAACCCUGAGCUAGACGGAGACUCGAAUACAUCAGUCAGAGAGUUUUUUUUUGGUGUUAAUUAAGCACUCAGCAGCCGCUAUAUUUAGGGCAUAUGUUGGAUUCGAUACUUACAAUAACCCUUACUAUGUUUACAUGAUUCGAUACUUACAAUAACCGUACUAUGUUAACUAUGUCUGUGUAAAUACUGUAGUCCGUUCUAAAGGUGUCUCUCGAAAAUUACCAAAAGAUAAAUGUGUAUAAAAAUAAUUACUAAAAUUAAAAAAAAAAUUUUUUUCAAGGUGUACAAAGUAAAUAAAUAUGAUGUCUUGUUUAUAUUUCUAAACAAUAUGACGAUGGUGAAGACUUCGCUGGACGAAAUCCACAAGGCCUGUGGAUUAUUCUUCUAGUAUUCUAAGCUGGUUCCCAACAGCAAAUCGCCUAUCUCCACGCCGCUGGAUACAAGUAGAUGAUGCAGCUUUGGCACCCGUGGCGUCGCAGGAGUUGCUCCAAUGUUAUCCACCUACGGGACUCCAUCUCCGGGUUUUGAAUUCAGAGACUUUCCUUCUCUUAGAUGAGUUGCCAUCCAAGGUUAACGAGUCCCAUCCACCCGGGAUGGUGCUGGUGAUGUUUUUGCUUGACUGGAAUUCAACUCCAGACCAACAGCUUGCGAUUUUCUCAGUUUAAACCACCCAGCACCCCCUUCUAAUCAUUUAUUCUUUCAAGAAUAAUAUAUUUUACUGAGGACUGAAAAAAAACAACAGUAUACAAAAAAAAAAAAAAACCAACAAAAAAACAACAAAAUAUACCAAAACAAAUCAAAAUAACACUAAACAAUUAAUUUAUGUCAUAAUAAUAAUAAUAAAAACAACAUAUUUGCAAACACAAAAUUUAGAGUAAAGUGAAACUAAAAUGUUUCGUAUAAUGCAAUGAUGAUUUCUAUAGAACAAUGUGGUAAGAAGCAAGUAUCCCCAAGAUCAUAAAUAAACAGAACAUGCCUCGCGGUUUUCUCGUUAUGUCAGCACGCAUAAGCAUUCGGGGAAAAAGUAAGACUGCCUUAUAUACCCAAGAAGAAAGAAAUGCCUCUCAAGGUAAAAAUCCGGAGAUCUACAAUGUUUGUCUCGAAAUCUCUGGUGUGUCUAAAAACAAAAAUUCACACGAGAUCAACUGAAUGCUUGGGAAGGGCCAGGGAGUCACUGGUGGUGACCGUAGGGAGGGUUAAGGCAGUCACUGGUGGUGAGUGAAGGGAAGGUUAAGGCAGUCACUGGUGGUGAGCGUAGGGAGGGUUAAGGCAGUCACUGGUGGUGAGCGUAGGGAGGGUUAAGGCAGUCACUGGUGGUGAGCGUAGGGAAGGUUAAGGCAGUCACUGGUGGUGAGCGUAGGGAGGGUUAAGGCAGUCACUGGUGGUGAGCGUAGGGAGGGUUAAGGCAGUCACUGGUGGUGAGCGUAGGGAAGGUUAAGGCAGUCACUGGUGGUGAGCGUAGGGAGGGUUAAGGCAGUCACUGGUGGUGAGCGUAGGGAGGGUUAAGGCAGUCACUGGUGGUGAGCGUAGGGAAGGUUAAGGCAGUCACUGGUGGUGAGCGUAGGGAGGGUUAAGGCAGUCACUGGUGGUGAGCGUAGGGAGGGUUAAGGCAGUCACUGGUGGUGAGCGUAGGGAAGGUUAAGGCAGUCACUGGUGGUGAGCGUAGGGAGGGUUAAGGCAGUCACUGGUGGUGAGCGUAGGGAGGGUUAAGGCAGUCACUGGUGGUGAGCGUAGGGAGGGUUAAGGCAGUCACUGGUGGUGAGCGAAGGGAAGGUUAAGGCAGUCACUGGUGGUGAGCGUAGGGAGGGUUAAGGCAGUCACUGGUGGUGAGCGUAGGGAGGGUUAAGGCAGUCACUGGUGGUGAGCGUAGGGAGGGUUAAGGCAGUCACUGGUGGUGAGCGAAGGGAAGGUUAAGGCAGUCGCUGGUGGUGAGCGUAGGGAGGGUUAAGGCAGUCACUGGUGGUGAGUGAAGGGAAGGUUAAGGCAGUCGCUGGUGGUGAGCGUAGGGAGGGUUAAGGCAGUCACUGGUGGUGAGCGAAGGGAAGGUUAAGGCAGUCGCUGGUGGUGAGCGUAGGGAGGGUUAAGGCAGUCACUGGUGAUGAGCGAAGGGAAGGUUAAGGCAGUCGCUGGUGGUGAGUGAAGGGAAGGUUAAGGCAGUCACUGGUGGUGAGCAAAAUAAAUGUGUCACUAAGAUGAGUGCCGAAACAAAGGAUUGGGGGUUGGGGGGGGGGAUAUUAAGGUCAAGAAACGUGACAAAACCACUUCAAGACGUACCAAAGAACUUCAGGGUUCACUUAUUUGUUGAGGGCCGUUAAAAAUCAUUUGAACUGAAAAACAAAAGGUUCGACCAAAUUUCCGUUCGAUCAAAUUACCGUCAACGAAAUUUCUUUCGAUCAAAUUUCCGGCAAGCAUCCGUGAAAUGAUUCACAGGUUUGCAUCUCUUGAAGAACGGGACUGUAAAGUUUUGAUUGUUUCGAUUGAGUAAUUUUGAUUGAAUUUUAAACGCUGUUACCCUGAUAUUCUAUGUUUUCUUCUUAAGUCUUUUUUGCUUUCGGAUCUAUUUUAAAGACUAUUCUAUAUCCGACUCUGUAAGAUCUGGUUAAGAAUUACAAGGUGAAGGUCGGAAGGAGAAUGGAGCCUUUUCGAAAGAAAGUGGGCGGUGACACCAAGAGUUUACCGUACGGAUGACACCAACCCUAGUGACCCCUCUGACCUUACCUGACAAUCACACUUAUUACCUCUGUGCACCAUAGAAGUACUAGACAUCAACAGUACCUGUGUACACCCUAGAAGUACUAGACAUCAACAGUACCUGUGUACACCCUAGAAGUACUAGACAUCAACAGUACCUGUGUACACCCUAGAAGUACUAGACAUCAACAGUACCGGUGUACACCCUAGAAGUACUAGACAUAAACAUUACCUGUGUACACCCUAGAAGUACUAUACAUCAACAUUACCUGUGUAAACCCUAGAAGUACUAGACACCAACAUUACCUGUGUGCACCCUGGAAGUACUAGACAUCAACAUUACCUGUGUACGCCCUAGAAGUACUAGACAUCAACAUUACCUGUGUACACCCUGUUUGGAACGUACCAGAGUCGAUUUUAUAUUUCAAAUACAUGCUAAGAAAAAAGUGAAUUUGUUACUGAAUGGAAACAGAAUUUGAUCUGACCAUUUAAAAAGAAAAAGACUAGAAAACGCAAAAAAAACCACCAAAAAACACGUUGUGACAUUAGUCUCAAUCAGAAGCAACAUACUUUGAGAACCCCGUUGUGACAUUAGUCUCAAUCAGUAGCAUCAUAUUUUGAGAACCCCGUUGUGACAUUAGUCUCAAUCAGUAGCAACAUAUUUUGAGAACCCCGUUGUGACAUUAGUCUCAAUCAGAGGCAACAUAUUUUGAAAACCCGUCUUUGUGAGAAACUGACAAAGUUGGCAUCAUACCCUUUUUUUGAAGCCUGGGUAGUUUUCCAUCCACUGCCUCCCCCACUCCAUUCCCCCACCCCACCCACCUUUUUUUGGGCAACCAAACCAAGUGGAUCGAACGUGUCUCCUAGUGUCUGUUGUCUUAGAAUCGGUAGAGUCACUGUGACAGUUUGUUUUUGAUAAGCGGAACAUUUUUUGAGACGCUCCCUACACACUGUCAAAGAGAAACAUACUGGCCAGCAAGAGAAGGAGUUACAUGCUUCGCUUACACGACACUGUCAAAGAGAAACAUAUUGACCAGCAAGAGAAGUCAUUACAUGCUACGCUUACACGACACUGUCAAAGACAAGAGUUCAGUUGAAAACUAACGACAAAAUCUCAGUCUCAGGUAAGAUCUGACUUUUAGAUAUGAUGUUUUUUGUUGUUAUUGAUAAUUAUUUUCCAACGUGUAAAAAUGUUCCAUGUUCCUGAUGAUGGACGUCCAUAGAACAACGGUUGUUUUUGAGAGCUAGGAAUUGUUCUAUGUUUGCGCUGUGGAGUUCUUUAUUGGAUAAUAUUCAAGUAUAAAAUAAUCAAACGUUGUGCUGCAAUAGACCCCCCCCCCCAAUACACAACAGAUUCUGCUGUAAUAGACAGCCAACACAUACAUAAAUUAGACAUUGUGCUGCGAAAGACUCCCCCCUUUAUUGGAAAAAAAUCAAGGAUAAAAAAACCAAACGUUUUGCUGCAAUACACCCCCCCCCCCAAUACACAACAGAUUCUGCUGUAAUAGACAGCCAACACAUACAUAAAUUAGACAUUGUGCUGCGAAAGACUCCCCCCCCCCUUUUUGCACACACACCAUUUUAAAGCAAUCUCAUUAUCUUAUUUAAAAAAAUACAUUAAAAAUUUAAAAGAUGGAGAUAUAUUCUAGGUUGAUGAAUUAAUUUGUUGAACAAACCAGUUUUUGGGUAACUAUUUUUUCACUAAGUUAUACAUUAAAUCAAAAUGAAAACGUCAUAGAAUUUUUUUAAAAGGCAAGAAUCGAAUUAAAAUGAUUUUUUUUUUAUUUGCGCACUCAAACGAAACCACCAAAACAGCAUCGCCGAUGGGAGCUCUGAUAAGACGUGAACAGAGAGAGGGCGCCGUCAACAACGUGCCACCAGGCGGUGCGCUCAACCGGUACACGGGCUUUGUUACGUUGGUUGUCAGUGGGGUGAACGGCUGUUAUUAUUUAUGCGCAAUUUUCAGAGCUCCCCUGCUUUUUUUUUCUUCGGAAAAUGCGCACCCUAACGCAAAAAACAACAAAACACCAAAUAACAAUUUGCUGAAGCACAUCUGUCAUGACCAUUGUCAGCGCCUCAACGGAAUUUCACGGAAACUUUUCUUUGAAUGAUUUAUAACGGAGGAAAAAAUCGUAUGAUUGAUAAGACAAAAAUAUUUGUUUAGAGCAGGCCUGGCACAAUAUAAGGUCCGCGGGCCACAUACGGCCCGCUCCCGCCAGCACACACCUUGCGGCCCGCAAAGUAACGAAAUAUUUUUUAAUUAUUGUUAUUUUUUUAACAGUUUCCCCCCAUCUUUCGGCCCGCACACGUUUUUCAUAAAGUAUUACAUACCCGCCCUACAUUUUGAGUUGAGCAGGCCUGGUUUAGAGCACAUUGGGUGGGGGGGGGGGGGGCUGGAUAAAUUUUAUUUGUUUAAAACAUAUAUUUUUUAAAUGUCCGCUCAAUUUUAAAAAAAAAUAAUAAAAAAAUUGGAACUAAGGGAAAUAUAUGUUAAACUAAAGCGAUAGUCUCUGAGAAAGAAUUCUAUUUAUUUCAAAAGCAUUUAUAUUUAUUUUUUUUAUUUAUCUAUCUAUUUAUUUAAACGUUUGGAAAGUUUACCCAGGAAUUAAAAAAAAAAACAACAAAAAGCAAAACAAACAGCAAAACAAACAGCAAAACAAACAGCAAAACAAAUAGCAAAACAAACAGCAAAACAAACAGCAAAACAAACAGCAAAACAAACAGCAAAACAAACAGCAAAACAAACAGCAAAACAAACAGCAAAACAAACAGCAAAACAAACAGCAAAACAAACAGCAAAACAAACAGCAAAACAAACAGCAAAACAAACAGCAAAACAAACAGCAAAACAAACAGCAAAACAAACAGCAAAACAAACAGCAAAACAAACAGCAAAACAAACAGCAAAACAAACAGCAAAACAAACAGCAAAACAAACAGCAAAACAAACAGCAAAACAAACAGCAAAACAAACAGCAAAACAAACAGCAAAACAAACAGCAAAACAAACAGCAAAACAAACAGCAAAACAAACAGCAAAACAAACAGCAAAACAAACAGCAAAACAAACAGCAAAACAAACAGCAAAACAAACAGCAAAACAAACAGCAAAACAAACAGCAAAACAAACAGCAAAACAAACAGCAAAACAAACAGCAAAACAAACAGCAAAACAAACAGCAAAACAAACAGCAAAACAAACAGCAAAACAAACAGCAAAACAAACAGCAAAACAAACAGCAAAACAAACAGCAAAACAAACAGCAAAACAAACAGCAAAACAAACAGUUAAACAAACAGCAAAACAAACAUCAAUGUGUUUUGUUUAAUUCACUAGUUGAUCAACAUUUUCUUUACACCUCACGCUUCACGGGUCAUCACUGGUACUGAGCGAUGGCUCAACUGUACCAUCGUGUGAAACAGUUCAUUGACAAACACACUUUUUAUGUGCCCACGUGACCCGUGAAUUAAUGGCGCGUGACCCGGAUUAAUCGGGAAUGUGACCCGGGUAAUGGCGCGUGACUGGAGUUGUUGUUUUUUGCAGAAAAGUGCACCUCAAAUGGUGGUGUUGUUUUCAUUAGUGUGCCGCGAUCGAAUGUUGAACGUGUUUGUGUUUUUUUACCCAUAGAUGCGAAUGGGGCUGACUGCUGUAGAUUCGAAUGUGGCUGAUGGCUGUAGAUCUGAAUGUGGCUGACUGUUGUAGAUGUGAAUGUGGCUGACUGCUGUAGAUGUGAAUGUGGCUGACUGAUGUAGAUGUGAAUGUGGCUGACUGCUGUAGAUGUGAAUGUGGCUGACUGCUGUAGAUCUGAAUGUGGCUGACUGUUGUAGAUGUGAAUGUGGCUGACUGCUGUAGAUGUGAAUGUGGCUGACUGCUGUAGAUGUGAAUGUGGCUCACUGCUGUAGAUCUGAAUGUGGCUGACUGUUGUAGAUGUGAAUGUGGCUGACUGCUGUAGAUGUGAAUGUGGCUGACUGCUGUAGAAUUGUGAGCGCCGUGCUUAGAAAGGAAUUAUAAAUGACUUAAAAAACAACAACCAAAAGACAAGGAAAUAGAUAUGUUUCCAUUAGAGAUCAACAUAAGCAUUUGUUCAAAUAUACAAAACUGAAUCCCUCAUUCACUAUUUAAGCUCCCGAGUCAGGACAAAGAAUGAGAAUGAGGGAUUAUGCAAGUGCCUCCUAUCUGUACAAUAGCAAUGUGAAAAAUAAAUAGGGACACUAUAAAAGCACCAGAUCCGAAGGUGUUUCAGACCAGGUUACUGGACUUAAGACAGAUGGAGACCAAACUCAAGGGCAGAUCUCCGGUACCGUUGCAAGGUCCAAAACUCUAUUAAAAUUUAACAGCUUGCUCCCUCCCCCCCUCCCCUUGGUUAAAUGCUCACUCUUCAAAUACAAAUUGAGACUAAGUCAAUAAGUUCCAUAUAACAGUUGAUAUUUUUUCUCUUCAGAAAAUCUUUUCAAAGUCUUGUGUUAAAUUUUUCUAGUUUAAAAAUGGUUGUCUUAUGAGAAUUGUGCUGCAUGAGCUGAAAAUCAAUUUGUAUGUACAUUUUAAUUAAAAUAAAACCAUUUCUAUAUAUUGGGACCAAUACAAAAGUUUCUCAUCUAUCUUAUCUCGUUUUGUCUAAUCUUAUCUUAUAAUACAUUGCUUUAACCUACCUAUAGUGGUUUGAUAUUGCCCUACAAACUGAUCAAGCGCUCUGGUAGAGUUGCGACGGUAGAUUUAUUUAUUUAUUUAGGCAUUUUUAUAUAGCGCUUACCUUAAAGCUCUAAGCGCUUUACAAUUAUUAAAAACAUGUAAACUAACUAAAAUAAAAAUGAGACAUUAGGAUAGUAACUAAUAUACUAUAGAAACAAUUAAAAUGGCUAUAAAACGAGGACACUUUGGCACGUUUUGGCCUAUACUACAGGAUUAACCCGAGACAGAAAAUGAGGCAGGGCAAGGAGGGUGCAUCACAGGUCAUAGGCGGAUCUAAACAGGUGGGUUUGAAGGGACUUUUUGAAAGUGGACGAGGUUUCACAAUGACAAGGGGGACAGAUUUAAUUACAUUUCUAGCAUACUGUGUGGUACUAUUGUCUGUGUGACACCUUGUGAUAGUUAAUUAAUUGGACGUCACAUCUUUAAUUGUCAACUUGACGUUGAAACUUAUGUUAAAUUGUAUUUUUACCAGUUCAUUUUUUUUUAAAAAGGUAAAAUUGUUGUGUUUGACAAAGUGACGACAUCCCUGGGUGCGUGCUACACAACUACACACUACACACGAGCAUCGUUUCCCGCGGGUUGAGUCAAGCUUCUGAUCCCGUGAGUAAUGUGUGGCUGCAAUGAGCCACGCUGCAAUGAGCCACGCUGCAAUGAGCCACGCUGCAGCCUCGAGUGGAGUUAGAGACGUCUACAUCUACAGUCUUGAGGUACUAAUGAGUUGACAGUUUUAUCAAGUAAUGUAAAGAUGACCUCUUGUUGCUUUUAUGUCUAUCUCAAAUUAAUUUGUAAGAUGAUUAGUGAAUUAUAUCAGUAAUUUGAUUUUCCCAUCUGGUCCGGUUGUAUCAAUAAUUUGAUCAACCCAUGUGAACGGGUUGUAUCAGUAAUUUGAUUUACCCAUCUGGUCGGGUUGUAUCAGUAAUUUUAUCAACCCCUGUGGACGGGUUGUAUCAGUAAUUAAAUCAGCUCACCUGGUCCGGUUGUAUCAGUAAUUAGAUCAACCCAUCUGGUCGGGUUGCAUCAGUAAUUUGAUUUACCCAUCUGGUCGGGUUGUAUCAGUAAUUAGAUCAACCCCUCCGGUCGGGUUGUAUCAGUAAUUAGAUCAACCCCUCCGGUCGGGUUGUAUCAGUAAUGAGAUCAACCCAUCUGGUCGGGUUGUAUCAGUAAUGAGAUCAACCCAUGAGGUCGGGUUGUAUCAGUAAUGUGAUCAACCCAUCUGGACGGUAGGUUUUCUUGUAAUAAUAGACUUUUCAGUGGGUCAAAAUAAUGGUUUCAAACCAUUUUAAAAUGUUUUAUUCUGAUUUCUUUUCUAAUUAUUCAGUCAGUGUUACAGUUUUAAUUAUAAAUACUUUAUACAACAGCCGCAUGCAUCGUUAGGAAUAAUAAAAAUAAUUUCUUUUGGUUGUUACAUUUAAGGUUCGGCGAUGUCUGACAAGGUUCAGCCCCCUGUGGCCAUGAUCAGCUACUUGACGACCAUGACCACCAUUGAUAUGGAGACACCAUGUGCGAAUGGAAUGACGCGAAAUGGACACGCUGAUCAAGUCCCCGCGGGGUCAGUCCUCUCUGCACACAACAUCAACUACACGGUGAAGGUGUCCACAAAGUGCUGCUGGGGAAUAACUGAUCAACAGAUAUUGUUUAAUGUCUCGUACGUAGAACAAAAAAAUGAUAGCAAAUAAUGUUACGCUAUAUCUAUAUCCUGCAACAGGCAGUACAGUCGAAAACACUUAUCUCGACCUCGGUUAACUCGCCAACCCUGUUAUGUCGACGUUUUUGAAGGGGAACCGCCAAAUACUCUCUUUGCCUUAGCAUGUUUUCCUCGGUUAUGUCGAUUCUUUUAUGUCCGCAGAACCCUGAUAUCUCGAGCACAGAAGGCUGCCAAAUUUUGCUACUUGGUUUUACCUCGGUUAUCUCGAUCCCCAUUGCCAAUCGCCGCCUUUUCCCUUCUACGCUAAACACAUAACAAACUAUGAAUUAGAACAUAAUAAUUGGAACCUAUUUUAAGAAAAAAAAAAUCUAAAUGAGGUAUCUGUUUCCUACAGGGGCAUCUUCAAAAAAGGCAUGACUGCUAUUUUGGGACCAACGGGCUCAGGAAAAUCAUCGUAAGUCACUCGAUAUCAUUUUAUUAUUUGAAUGAAGAAAUUUGUUGUGUUUUUUUUCUCCUUCUAAGUUUUAGUUUAAAUUCAUAUUCUUCAAGGCGCUUCAUUGCAAACUGCAUAAGUCCCACCUUCAAAGCUGUCACAUGGCCAACUGCAUAAGUCCCACCUCCAAGGCCCUCACAUGGCAAACUGCAUAAGUCCCACCUUCAAGGCUCUCACAUGGCCAACUGCAUUAGUCCCACCUUCAAGGCUCUAACAGGGCCAACUGCAUUAGUCCCACCUUCAAGGCUCUCACAUUGCAAACUGCAUUAGUCCCACCUUCAAGGCUCUCAAACUGCAAUAGCCCCAAAUUUCAUACUUUUCCAGCUUUCUUGACGUGUUAGCGGGCCGGAAAGAUCCAGAUGGUGUAUCUGGGCUUAUUCUCUUGGAUGGCAAACCUGUGCCAAAAAACUUCAAGUGCAUGGUGGGAUAUGUUGUGCAGGUAUUGUCGUGUUUGACAUCAUUAGAAUGUGCCCUUUCAGUUGUUGGUUAUUUCAACACAAGGAUUGGACUUCAAAGGGUUAAUAACGUUAACGUAAGAAUGUGGUUGGGGGGGGGCGGCGGGGUCUGCGUUUUGGUUUCGUAACAAAAAGUUUUAGAGAGUAGUCAAAACUCUGAAAAUAGGACGCGUUUUUAGGACAUGUUUUUAGGACAUGUUUUUAGGACAUGUUUUAGGACAUGUUUUUAGGACAUGUUUUUAGGACAUGUUUUUAGGACAUGUUUUAAGGACAUGUUUUUAGGACAUGUUUUAAGGACAUGUUUUUAGGACAUGUUUUUAGGACAUGUUUUUAGGAUACAUUUCUUUCCAGGGUUCCCCUAUUUCGUACUACUUAUUUCCUUUGUAAAUUACUACCUGGGGUUGUUAAGGUGAACGGUUGUAGAUAAAAAUAACUAAUUAAAAUUAACAUCGAGUUAAUAGACAUCAUUAAUGUCAACUGUUCUCAAGAACUAUUCUCUUCCUUUCUUAAAAAACAAAAAAAAAAAAAAAACUAUUUUAUGUUUGUACAGGAAUAUGUGGUGAUGGGAACCCUGUCUGUCCGAGAUAAAAUAACUAAUUAAAAUUAACAUCGAGUUAAUAGACAUCAUUAAUGUCAACUGUUCUCAAGAACUAUUCUCUUCCUUUCUAAAAAAACAAAAAAAAAAAAAAAACUAUUUUAUGUUUGUACAGGAAUAUGUGGUGAUGGGAACCCUGUCUGUCCGAGAGAACUUGGCCUUCUCUGCUGCCCUGAGACUGCCCACGUCGGUCAAGGCCGGGGAGAGAAAGGAGAGGAUCGACCAGGUCAUCAAAGAACUUGGCCUGGAGAGGUGUGCUGACACCAAGGUAAGAAGAAAUGCUGAGGCAUGCAGGCUGGCCAGGAAAGGCAACAUUAGAGCACCGGCUACAGGAAAUGUCCCCUCCCCGUGGUGCCAGAGACUGUUCCGAGAACGGAUCGGACUGGCAAGCCACCUACGAAUUCAUCGUGACCCCCACCCCACCCCACUUUGCCCAACCGGAUGAAUAGAUGGUCCUUGACGAUCCUGGCGGACGAACGAGCAAGAAUGAAUGUAGUGUUACUACACUAAAGGGUUAACGGAAAUUUGUUUUAAAAAAUUCGUUCGACAGAAAAUUGAUCGACAGAGGUUUGGUCGAAAUGAAAUUUGUUCGAAUGUUUAAAAAAAAAAUAAUAAAUGGUGUCAAAUUUAAGAAGUGCCGUUGAGAAAUGUGGAAAGGGAAAUCUGUUCGAAUUGUGUACGAACAAAAUUUUGAACGGAAGUGUUUGAGAAUGGACGAGUCUAAGAACGGAAAUGUGUAAGAAUGAAAGUGUGUAAGAACGAAAGUGUUUAAGAACAGAAGUGUGUAAGAAUGAAAGUGUGUAAGAACGGAAGUGUUUAAGAACGGAAGUGUGUAAGAACUGAAGUGUUUAAGAACGGAAGUGUGUAAGAACGGAAGUGUGUAAGAACGUUAGUAGUACGGAAGUGUUUAAGAACGGAAUUUUGUUCAAACUGAAAAAUAAAAACCAAUUAUUAUUUAAUUAUUGAGAAUUUAUUUUUUAAGAAAGUAAAAAUAUAAAUAACACUAAACAACCUGAAAAGUUUUAACAAUGUUUACUUUCAAUUAAUAUUUGAUAUCGUUUUUUAUUAAAAUUUCUAUCGGAUAACCUCAUUUGAAUUUUUGACUCGAGCCAGCACUUAUCUCUAGCAACAGAAGUCAACAGUACAAUUUUUUCCGCAAAUUACCGGUAUCAACCCGAUGAGUAUCCUUAAUUGAUAAAUGCUUACAUCUUCUAUUUAUGUUAUGCUAUGUAAUGUUUUCAUCUUAUAUUUAUUUUAUGUUCUCCAAUGCCCAGGUUGGCAACGAAUUCCUAAGAGGAGUGUCAGGGGGAGAGAAAAAAAGAAUCAACAUAGGCAUGGAGCUCAUCAUCUCCCCUGCAGUGCUAUUUUUAGAUGAGCCCACAACAGGACUUGAUGCCAACACAGCGAACACAGUCAUGAAGCUUUUGAAAAGGUUUGCAAGUGUGUCAGAUCAGUGGUCCUCAAAUUAAAAUAAGCAUAUAAAUAAAGCCGUGGCAGAAGGUGCAUGUUAGGGCGAAAAAAAAAUAAAUCUUAAUGCAUUGACAUAUUAUAAAAUGAAUUAUUUAACUUUAAAUACGUAGGCACAGUCCACAUCACAUAUUGAAAACAUUUUUCGGUGAAAGACAACAUACUAAAAUAGUUUGGAGACCACUGUUUCAGAUCAUAGUUUUACACAAGUUGUAGGUGUAAGAUGCCACAAUAAAAUAGUUUGGUGACCACUGUUCCAGAUAAAGGAUAAAGCAAAUGCCGAUGUCUCUGGAUUUUGAAGCAAACUAUAUAAUAAUAUUGCACCAUUUCAUUUUUUAAAAUAGUUCCGUUCAGGGCUACAUGUUAACAUUUGAUAAUGUUAAAGUCUCAGACGGAACAAUAUUUAGUUUGUUUUGAUUGAAAACCGUAUCGAGGACUCUAAGUAUCAUUGUCUCGGGGUACAUUUCUAUGCUCCCAAUUUUCUGUAUUACUUAUUCACCAGUUAUUCUUUAACUGUGACUUUCUUUCAGACUGUCUCGCAGAGGAAGGACCAUCAUUUUCUCCAUCCACCAACCCCGUUAUUCCAUCUAUCGUCUGUUUGAUAGUUUGAUGCUCUUAUCUCAAGGUCACACCGUGUAUCACGGACCGUCGGAGGAAGCUUUGGCGUUCUUCUCUUCACAAGGUCAGUGUUGUCUUAGAAUCAUAUUUAUACCAAAGAAGUAAGAAAAUAAGAAAGGCAAGGGUUGGGCCUCAGAAGGCAAGGGUUGGGCCUCAGAAAGCAAGGGUUGGGCCUCAGAAGGCAAGGGUUGGGCCUCAGAAGGCAAAGGUUGGGCCUCAGUGAAAUCUUGAUACAAAAAAAUGCUCAAACGAUGCGUCAGCUUACUUUGUCUGUUUAACAAUCAAUGAUCUUCUCUACAAUGUGAUGGCUCUUAUAAUGUCAUUUGCAAUGUCUCUUGUGAUGUCUCUUGUAAUGUCUCUUGCAAUGUCUCUUGUAAUGUCUCUUGCAAUGUCUCUUGCAAUGUCUCUUGUAAUGUCUCUUGUAAAGUCUCUUGCAAUGUCUCUUGUAAUGUCUCUUGUAAUGUCUCUUGUAAUUUUUCUUGUAAAGUCUCUUGUAAUGUCUCUUGAAAUGUCUCUUGAAAUGUCUCUUGUAAUGUCUCUUGUAAUGUCUCUUGUAAUGUCUCUUAUCUUAGGCUACAUCUGCCAGGAGCACAACAACCCACCUGAUUUCUUUUUGGAUCUCAUAAACGGAGACCCAACGACAUUCGCCCCUAACGGUCUGAGUGCUGACAAAGAAAUAGAAUGUGACUUGGACAGUAAGUCGAUUGCUAUUUCUACUACAUGAAAUAUUGAUAAAUUGUAAUUGCUGUUUAUCGUUGCUCAUUGGGCAAUUAAUCAACCAAAAAACUGAACUACACAUUAUGCGAAACCUCAGCUCACAGUUGUGAGUAGAGAGUAGUGAGUAGAGAGUAGGGAGUAGAUUACCUUUUAAAAUGCCAGAAACGUUUUUGUAAUAUGAACAUUGAACACAAGUUGACAAUUUGCACUGACUUGACCAGUAGAGUUAGCCGUAGCCAGUAGAGUUAGCCGUAGCCAGUAGAGUUAGCCGUAGCCAGUAGAGUUAGCCGUAGCCAGUAGAGUUAGCCGUAGCCAGUAGAGUUAGCCGUAGCCAGUAGAGUUAGCCGUGGCCAGUAGAGUUAGCCGUGGCCAGUAGAGUUAGCCGUGGCCAGUAGAGUUAGCCGUGGCCAGUAGAGUUAGCCGUAGCCAGUACAGUUAGCCGUAGCCAGUAGAGUUAGCCGUAGCCAGUACAGUUAGCCGUAGCCAGUAGAGUUAGCCGUAGCCAGUAGAGUUAGCCGUAGCCAGUAGAGUUAGCCGUAGCCAGUAGAGUGCACGACUGCCAAAGAAAUGUAUCAAAUUAGAAAAGAUCGAGUAAAUUUAAUAUCCAGGCAGAGAUAACUUAGAAACACAACGUUAAGAACGAUAACUCACCCAAAAAUAGCAUUCCAAAGAACGCCUCGCAGACAGAGAGUUCUCUCCCCGUAACCACAAAUGAUGGGUUAUUUUUGGACAGCCAUCGCACCAAAACGAUUUUAAUUUUUUUUAAAAUUUAAUUGUCUUGUAUUUUAAUUGUCUUAGUUAUACAUUUACAUUUUUUUAAAAAGUAUUUUGUAUUUUAAUUUGAAAACAACUGUCACCUUAUUUUUAAUUUUUAUUUCUAGAUGUCAGUUACCGUUGGUUCACUCUGUGAGUUUUCACUUAUGCAAGAGUAGAAAAUAAUUUUUGAAAAAUCUUGGGGCGGGAUUUAUUGAUUAAUAUUUGGUGCUUAAGGUUUAGAAUUUUUGUUUAGAAUUGGGGGGGGGGGCCUACCUUUCUGAUUUUUAAAUAAAAUUUGUCACAUAUCUCCAGUGUGCAAGGUGACCAGUAGUUAUGGUGUUAUUGUGCAUGCAUAUCACGUUAAAGUGUAACCAUCUCACUCAAAUAUUUUAAACAGUUCAAUUCAAUUCAGUUCGUAACUUGAUGAAAACAUAUUUAGUAGAAACAGAAAUCUUUUAUUUCUAAUUGUGUAACAGCUCCUCAAAGUCAACAUGAAAAGUUGGUGGAAGGAUUCAAAACUUCAGCUUGGAACAAAAGGUGAGAUCUACUCGUACUUUCUAUUUAUUUUUAAACUAGCUUCCCAGUAAAAUAUAUUUGUUUUCAUUAUAUAUUAUUAUAAACUGAAAACCAGAGGCUCUCAAAACAUUUUUGAGACACAGGACAUGCUGCAUCCAGGUUUUCUCUAGACGCCCUACGUGAACUGUGAGCCGUUAAUUUUUUAAUGCUUUUAUUUCCCACUUCAUUACGUCUUUGUGUUGUUGUUUGUCAUUCGCAUUCGAAGAGGGCAAAGGUUAUAUUCAACAGUGUGUACACAGUUGGCUUGUGAAGAUGGCCAUUGCUGUAUUCAACAGUGAGUUUGCAGGUGGCCUCACACACUUUUUCUGUGCCUGGAAAGAUUGCCCGUAUGUAGAACAUACGUGUCCUGGGGGUCAUAGAGGCGAUCCUAGGUUCCUUUGCUGUCAGCUUUCUUUGGCCGUGAGUCGUAAGUGUGUAGUGUGCAACAGUGCCUUUUCCUGGCCAGCUUGUUUUCUGACAGUGAGUCUGCCUCGUCGCCUUGUGCCAUUCAAAACAUGUCUCCUGUGUCACGGUCAGAUCGCGUGAGGUUUUCUGGGUCUGCUUUUAUGAUGUUCACUGGCCAAGCGUUGGUGUUUUUUUUUCCCCGUGUGCCCCCACGAGUUUUGUCUCGGUCAUGUAUGACCGUUGUGGUGUGUCGGGAGGAACCACGUGACGAUGGGAGUGUGUGCAAAAGGAGGCUAGUUUUUUAGAGUGAACAGUGGCGAGUGCUGUGGAUAAGGUGUAUGAUUUUCGUUGUGGGGAGAGUGGCAUUUUCUAUGGAUGGGAGAGGAUUUUAGAUUUUUAAAAAUUAAUUGUUUUUUUUGUGUGCAUGUUUUUUGUCGUUAAGACUUCAAGAAGAAGCAGACGACAUAAUGAGGACAUUUGAAGCUUAUGGAGGCCUGAAGGGGAAACAACAUAAAGCUGUUGAUUAUAUUACAUCAUUUGGACACCAAGUGAGCACAGCAGAUUUUAUUUCGUUAUUUGAUAUCUCUCUAAUGGUUGGAUUUUGAUUUGUAUUUCUGAGGUAUGGAUGUAAAUGUACCCAAUGUCUGUCAAAGCUCUUGAACAAUAGUUUCUCAUCAGGUAGAGAAUAUCCAUAUUUUUUAAAGACAAUACAAGACCUCUAUUUUACGACUGUAAUAUCACUGGAUUUAAAGAUAUGUUCAGCCACAUAAAAAUAAAUACUCUAUUCCCUCCCCUUGAAAUGUGUUUACAGAAAGAGGUUAAUUGUUUAUCUCAAGUUAUCUCCUUUAUUCUUAUGUGUAUUUUGGACAGCCUUGAACAAGAUGAAAGAACCAAAUAGUUUUUGAUUUAAUUAACAUUAAUAAAAUUAUCUACAGUUUUGAAUAACAUUAAUAAAAUCAUCUACAGUUUUGAAUAACAUUAAUAAAAUCAUCUACGAAAUGGUAGCCCCCGAAAUGAGCAACCACACAUUUUUUUUUUUACACGCCCCUGAAAUUUAUUAAAAAAUUGAGACCCCCAGCUAGAGACCGACCGAAAGUGAUUUUCUGAUUUCGGCCGAAGCCGGAACUAGGUUGAAAGUUAAAAAUGACUUUCGGCCGAAACCGAUACCAAAAGCUUAAAGUGACUUUCGGCCGAAAACGAAGCCGAAACCAAAAGCUUAAAGUAACUUUCGGCCGAAACCGAAGCCGAAACCAAAAUAUUUAUAUAUUUUGAAAUUCAUUCAUGCAGACAUUCUACGAACAUCGAUGGGGUAAAGUAUCAAUAUUUACAUAUUUUUUUAUAAAAGAACUGAGAUCAUCGUGAAUAUUUAAAAAAAAUCUAAUGAAUACUUUGGCUGUUACCAUUUUAAUUUUUUUUAAAAUGAAUUACUUUAAAAUGUUUUUGUAAGUAGUACGUUAAGAGAAAAUUCUGACUGGAGGUGGGGGGAGCGUGGCAAAAUUAAUGAAAAAUUGACCCUUGAGUGCCCUUUGCUUUUAUACUAUAAUUACAACCUAGAACAUAUACCUGAUACUACCUACAGUAAUUAUUUUGGCUCUGAUAUAGUCAAUAGUCACUUAAAUAUCAUUUAUUAAGGCAAUAAAAUUAUCAUUACAAUGUUUCGCGGUUAAAAUUCCCACUUUCCCAAUUUUAACCCACGCUAUAUAUCAGCACAUUCCAAAAUUAACAUUAUAAACGCGAAUCAAAAUUGCACAAUUUAAAAACUUUUAAAGAGGAAUAACUCUCGUCAACACUUUUUACUUUUCUCAGAUAGGAAUCGAAAAAUAAUCAGGUAAGAAUUUAUGUUGGCUGCGACUCUUCAGACCCGUGUUUCAAGAGUGAGAGGUUGGGUUUAUGUUUAAAAAAAAUAUUUAAAGUAUUAUUGUAGGGUUUGUAAGAAAAAAAAAAUGGUAUCAAAUGGAAGAUAAUUGAAGGGGCUAUAUGUUUGCAAACUCACUUCAUCAGUAUAACUAAAAUAAAACUACCACAAAUGAUAUCCAAAUAGCAUUUUGUCUAAAGGGACCCGGGUACGCAUAGCCGCUAUUCGAGAGAAUGAAACUGUUGGGUCAGUAAACAAUGGACAUUGUUUAAGUGUUUUAGAGAUGUUGGAGGAAUUUGACCCUUUUUUUGGAAGAGCAUCUCAAAGUGUUUGGAAGUGCUGGAAAGGUGAACGCGUCAUAUCUGUCGACAAAUAUUUGUGAGGAAUUUAUUGAUCCAAUGGGUCAACAUGACCUUAGUGCGAUUUUGAAAGAAAUUAAAGAGUCAAAGUAUUAUUCAAUAAGUGUGGAUUCCACCUUCAGACAUUUCACACAUCGAUCAACUGAUAUUUAUGGUCCGGCACAUUCUAGGAUGUAAGUCUGUGGUCCGGCACUUUCGGGACUGUAAGUCAGUGGUCCGGCACAUUCGAUGAUGUAAGUCUGUGGUCAGGAACAUUCGAGAAUGUAAGUCUGUGGUCCGGCACAUUCGAGGAUGUAAUUCUGUGGUCCGGCACUUUCGGGACUGUAAGUCAGUGGUCCGGCACAUUCGAGGAUGUAAGUCUGUGGUCCGGAACAUUCGAGAAUUUAAGUCAGUGGUCCGGCACAUUCGAGGAUGUAAGUCUGUGGUCCGGCACUUUCGGGACUGUAAGUCAGUGGUCCGGCACAUUCGAGGAUGUACGUCUGUGGUCCGGAACAUUCGAGGAUUUAAGUCUGUGGACCAUUUCAUCGAGUUCAUUCCCCUAAUUGCCCAUAGAGCAAAGAAUCUAGCAGAAACUGUUGUGUAUCAAAGGAUCUAGCUGAAACUGUUGUGUAUCAAAAUGAUCUAGCAGAAACUGUUGUGUAUCAAAGGAUCUAGAAGACACUGUUGUGUAUCAAAGGAUCUAACAGAAACUGUUGUGUAUCAAAGGAUCUAGCAGAAACUGUUGUGUAUCAAAGGAUCUAGCUGAAACUGUUGUGUAUCAAAGGAUCUAGAAGACACUGUUGUGUAUCAAAGGAUCUAGCAGAAACUGUUGUGUAUCAAAGGAUCUAGCAGAAACUGUUGUGUAUCAAAGGAUCUAGCAGAAACUGUUGUGUAUCAAAGGAUCUAGCAGAAACUGUUGUGUAUCAAUGGAUCUAGCAGACACUGUUUAAGAUUUCCUGAAUGAGAACAAAAUUUCGCUAUCAAACUGCCGUCGUCACUGGUAUGACAAUGCUUCAAAUAUGUCUUGACGCUACACUGGAUUGCAAGCACGGAUGUGUCAGCAGGACGAGUUUGCCGUGUAUGUCCCUUGUGCUGGACACAGUCUGAACUUAGUGGGCUUAAAAGCAGCAGAUUGUUGUCUACAAGUUGGAAAACUGACUUUGUUCAGCGCCUAUAUACCUUUUUCUCAGAUUCUACACUUCGAUGGAAUAUAAGACGAUUUAUUUUAUUUUAUCAUAUAUAAAUUUAUUCAAAAUUCGUAAAAUAAUAGAAAAUUCAAAUCAAUGUUCGUUAAGCCCCAGAACGUGUUUAAAUCGUUUCGUCUUCUAAGCCUAGCUCAUUCUUAUAAAUAUAUUCGUAUAUAUAAAUAUAAAUAUAUAUAUAUAUAUAUAUAUCUAUUGAAUAAGAGAUUACUAGUUCAGUAACGAUUGUUCAUAGUACAUAGUUUAUUAUUUGUGCGCAUGUAGGUUGCAUAAUUAAGACAUUUGCGCAGUAGGAGACUAAAAUAUUUAAUACAAUGAAGUGAAAUUAACAAUCUAUUGAUUCACAUUUAUGUGAAAUAACUUUUGAGGGUGAGGUUAAUAUUUCCAUCUAAAUAAAUAAGGUCUACUAGUUGUAUCCCGCCAAACAUUGGCGGCAGCAAAUGCGUGAACUUCCCAUCUACUAAAGUUACUUGACAAGAACGUGAACUCAAGUUACGCAAAUUUAAGAAUGCCAAUUUUGCUACAUCCCCCCCACCCUCCCUUUUUUUCAUGAUACGUCACGGCACACUUUUUAUUUCACGCCGAUCCGUGGCUUCGCAUACGCCGCGAGCUUGGCUGGCAAGCGAGGGUGGUGCAAGAGGGGGGGGGCGGUUGCUCCACUGCAGUGCGCAUGUCUCGAGACCAACGAUUGGCAGUUAAGUGAGGGUAGGGUUUGCCUGCGUGUUGCUUGCUCUGGCAUAUCUAUAUAUAGCCUGCGUGGUUGUCUUGGUCUUGUUGUGCCCUAUUUUCUGGCGAAUUAUAUAUAUAGAUUUUGACUGAGCAAUGAUAAAACUAGGAUACCCUUUUAUGUUUCAGGUCGUGGUUGUGGCCAAAAGAACUAUGCUCAAUAUGAUCAGAAAUCCACAAACAAGUAUACUUAAUGUACGAAAUGAUAUUGAAUAUAUAUAAACACAUGUUUAUGCUGCAUUUUCUAUAAUGGCUGUGUUAAAGCUUAACUUUUUUAUUUGUGCUAAUAUAGUUGUUUAGAUAUAAUUGUUUUAUUAUAUAUAUAUAUAUAUAUAUAUAUAUAUAUAUAUAUAUAUAUAUAUAUAUAUCUUUUAUUGUCCACAUUAGUUUGAGUGCUUACAGUAAAAUAGAUUUAAUAUAAGAUACCCAUUCUCUAGCUCUAAUCUUCUCCAGGUUGCCACUGCCUUAGUCUUUGCCAUCCUUAUCAGUGCCAUCUACUGGCAACUUGGGGAGGAUCCAAGCCACGCCUUUAAAGACAGGUCAGCCAGACAGAAGUUAAUUCAGAGUUUAACACUUUGAUUAUAUUAUGAUAACAAAGAUGCAGGCUUACUUUAUUUUUUAUCGAAGGUCUCAUGAAAAUCUGUAAGAUGCCUAACAAACCUCUAUAAGAUGUCUAACAAACAUCUAUAAGAUGACUAACAAAUAUCUAUAAGAUGUCUAGCAAUAAACAAAAUCUAAUAUAAAGCUCGGUGUGACAUUGUUUGUGAAUGGAUCGAUUCAUCAAAAGAACACCAAACAAUGGAUCACAGCCAAAUUUGACAUGGCCAUUCCUCCUGACCCUAUGGAAGAGGAAGAAAAAGAUGGGAGGAUAACAUCAAAGAGUGGACGGGACUAAAACUGGGUGAUGCUGUGGGUUGUGCAGAAGACAGAGACGAAUGGAGGAGGAUAGUUCACAUGUCCUCUGUGGCGCCCCAACGGUCCAAGGACUAAGGGACAUGAUGAUGGAUGGCUCCUGGAAUGUUUGGUCAUAAUCAACUUAUCUGUAACUACAAAAUCGUGAAUUUAGAGGGUAUAGCGUAAAACAUAUUAUUUUUACAUUGCUUCCAUGAACACUGAGGUUAAGCCAUGUUUGUUGUACACAUUUGAACAAGCUUUAUUCAGAUCGGUGCACUUUCAAACAUCUAUUUAAUGAAGGUUUUCUAUGGGCUUUUGCUUGGUGCACACAUUUGAAAUAAAGUUUUGUUCAAUGUACUUUAAAAAAACUAAGUGGCUAUUCGUACCCGGGCACCAGAAGUGAAAGGUUGGAAUUAAAAAAAAACUAUUAAAAAUAUUAUUGUUGGGUUCGUUAGAAAAAAAACGAGGUAUCAAAUGAAAGAUAAUUGAAGGGACUAUAUGUUUGUAAACUUACUGCUUCAGUUUAAAUAAAAUAAACUACCACAAAUGACAUCCGAAUAGCACUGAGUCAAAAUUGACCCAGCCACGCAGCGCCGCCCUUCGCCCCCGGGUACCAUUAGACUCAAUGCUAUUUGGAUGUCAUUUGUGGUAGUUUAUUUGUCAUGCCUCUAAACUAAAAUGUCUUUUCUCUAAGAAUUGUGAAAACUUAAUUUUAAAUUUACAACAAAAACUCUAUGGACCAGUUUAACCUAAUUUUUUAGUAAAGGAAUUUGAUAUACGGAUAUCUUCCUUAAAAAUCUUAACCAAAGUUUUGCCUUUGUUUUCUACUAUAUUUUCGUAAAAUCGUAAAAAUAAAGAAUUAUUUUACGUAAAUAAGAAUCUCUUAACCAUUUUUACGUGUCUAACAGCUUUGAGUGUGUCUUUUAUUAAAGAAAUGUUAUUAAUCUCAUACAUCCACUUUACUUUUCAAAAGUAAAAAUAUAUUUUCAAUGUUUGAAAGAAAAUCUUAAGCUAUCUCCAUUUUUCAAAGUUAAAUUUUCUCGUGUGUAAAAUGAUAGGGUUUGGAUAUUCAUGGCUAGACUUGUGUAAAUGUACCCACUUUUUGUUAAUGCCAUUUAUUUUCGUAAUUGGUAAACAUAUAUUUAUUUGUAAAAAGAUAAUGCAACAUCUCUUUUUAACAACUGUAAUGUCAUUGGAAUUAAAGAUAUUGUCUUCCACGUCAAAAUGUACACACCCUAUUUCCUACCCCCGAUAUAUAUGUACCUAAGAAGGUUCUGGGGUGUAUCUUGUGCUUCCUGCGGCAAAAUGAAAGUAUUUCACCCACCCCUCCCCGGAGUUUAAUACAACAAUUAAUAAAAUCAGCCAAGGGACUCUAGCCCAGUGCGUACGCUAAAACACAGUUAUUGCACUUCAUAUGCUCUGCUCUUAUUAGGAUGAGCGAUGAGUGCACCAGUGAAUGAUAUUUGGCUUUGGGGUUUCGCUGCACUCAUUGACUUAAACAGCAUUUUCUUAUAAAAUUUUAUUUUAUUGCUUGAUAAAAUUAAAUUAAUAAAAGUUUAUUUUUAGAAGGAAAAAAUAUGUAAAAACGUAUUAAAUGUUAAAAAAUACAAUGGUAAUUUAUUGUGCGUUUUAUAACAAUUAAAUGCAAUCAAUUAUAUUUAUUAAUUUAACUUUUAAGAAGAGGGAAAUACAUUGUAAGUUUUGUCACACGCGGUUUUUAAAUGAAAGAAACUUAAAGAGUCCUGGUGAAAUAGGCUAUUCGCGCUAUGACGUCAUUGUGUGUUUAUUAAGAUCAAAUUAUUUUAACUUUUCUCAAUAUUAACAACGCACUAAAGAACGCACUAAAUAUAAACAUAUGUUUGGGUUUUCCCGAUAAAUGUGAUUAUUAUGUGAUUGUUAGAUAAUUGUUUUUUUUUAAAUCUAAUUUUUUUCCAUAACUUUCAAAUUCGGAUAAAAUUCUUAAAAUAGUUCAUUUUUUUCUAUUUUUAAUGUUUUUUUUAUAAUUUAUAAUUAUAAUACUUAAACAUUCACUAAAAUAAAAGCGGAUACAUUGUAUUUUUGCGCAUUUAAAUGUAUUCGAUUUCUGUAAAAUAAUAGAAAAUCACUAUCAUUGUUUUUAAGAAUCCUGACGUAUUUAAAUCGCUUCGACUCUUUGGCGUUAUGAUAAGCUAGCCCAUUUUUAUAUAUAUUCUUUUUAAACAAAAUCAUUCUGUAAAGUUCGUUUGAUUUAAAUAAAGUUUUUGACUGAACGAAGCUUGAAUACUAUGCUCAAAAUUCAAUUUUUACAAGAGUUCUUAUAAUUCUGAUAAUUUUAGGAUACAUUUUUAAAAUUUGAUUGAUACUUUAGCGCAAUUUUUUUGAGGGUGACCUAAACUCUAUGUACUGUGAUAACGCUUUAGAAUUUUUUUUUUUCCGAAUGGAUAUUCGAGGAACGCCGGGAAAAUUUGCUAGUUUAAUAUAAAGUUCACACAGAGUGUCGUCUGUUUACUUUCUUGAGAGACUUGCACGUGGUUAUACACAAUGUUACUCAAUGUAACAUUAUAACUUUGUUCUUAUGUUUUCAUGAGGCCAUUUAAAACAUGUAUUUGAUGUUUUAACAAUAUACUAUGGGUACAUAAAAUCGGAGCACGUCUUGGAUAAAAAAAAAUGUACAUGCAGAAUUAAUUGAUGCCCACGUGAUACAUUUAAAUUUAAUUGUAAUAUUUUGGCAGCCGAUUCAGGAAUUAUUUUCUUCUAAUUUAAGGAUUCACAUUUCACAUUAAAAGUCUGGCUGUCUGAUUUCAGCUCAAAAUAUGGUGUACUCAUAAAAAUUAAGAGGUUAAAAUAAUUUUACUUUUUUUUUUUUUAAACAUCAGAUCUGGUGUUUUGUUUUUCCUGAUCAUAAAUCAACUUUUUAUCAAUAUCACGGCAGUAGAAGUGUUUCUACAGGAGAGGAAACUUUUCAUGUAAGUUAUCUCAGAUCAAUAUCAGACUGGAUGAUUGCUUAGAAUAUUUAUGUUGGAAGUUAUUUGACAUUUUUUUAUGUCGGAUGUUAUUUGACAUUCUUUUGUUUCAUGUUUGGGACCAGUUUACUUAAAAUUUCUGUAGAGCGAUUGAGUUCGGAUGUUUUGUGGACCAAUUAAAUUAAGAUUUGUAUGGAGCGAAUGUUUAUCUUUAAAAAAUUGACAGUUCUUUACGUGUGUGCAAGAUUGACAAAUGAGACUCAGAUUUAUGAAUCCUUUUAAAAUCAUAUUUGAUAGCAUCAUGUAUCAGUCUGUUUUUGUCCCCAGGCAUGAGACCGUCAGUGGAUUCUACAGAGUGUCAGUCUAUUUUAUGGUCAAAGUAAUAUUUGAUAUCAUACCUCUGAGGAUGAUUCCUGCAGUCAUCUUAUCUGUCAUAGUUUACUUUGCUGUCGGUGAGUCCAUAGAUUCCAGCCUACAUAUAAACACUGCUGUGGGUAAGUCAAUAGAUUUAGGCCUACAUAUAAACACUGCUGUGGGUAAGUCAAUAGAUUUAGGCCUACAUAUAAACACUGCUGUGGGUAAGUCAAUACAUUUGGUUAUUCCUACAUAUCAACACUGUGAUGUGCUUCUACGAGUAUCUGCCGGGAAUGCCUUAAAUACAGUUACAAUUUUAUUGAUUAAAGCCAUCAGAAGUGUUUAAACAGUGCCACAAGAAAUGUUUGGGUUUGAACGAAUUUAUCUUUCAACCAAUGUAAGUAAGCUUGCUGACUGCCUGAAAUAUAUUUAUUUUAUUUUAUUAUAUUAUCUACAAUAUUAAAUUUUUACCCAUUGGUCUCACCUAAAUAAUGAUCUUCUAAUUUGUUCACAAAUUGAAAGCUAGUUGUUUUUUAAAAAAAAAAAUAUAUAUAUAUAUAUAUGAGAAGUUGCUAGAGUUGAAAUAACUUUGUUUCCAUCCCAGGUCUCAAUCAAGGUGCUGAAAACUUCUUCCUGUUCACAUUGUGUCUGUUCAGCACCACAGUGGCGGCCGCUUCUUUGUGUUUCCUCAUCAGCUCGACAGUACGUGUGUUUGCUGUGGCACAGCUUCUACUUGCGCUGUCUUAUGUCCUCAUGAUGGUAGGGACAAUGUUCUCAUGAUAUUAGGGAAACAUUUUAUGUCCUCAUAAUGGUAGAGACAAUGUUCUCAUGAUAAUAGGGAAAAUUUUAUGUCCUCAUGAUGGUAGGGAAAAUAUAAUGUCAUCAUGAUGUUAGGGAAAAUACUAUGUUCCCAUGAUGGUAGGGACAAUGUUAUGUCCUCAUGAUGGCAGGGAAAAUGCUAUGUCCACAUGAUCGUAGAGAAAAUAUUAACUCCUCAUGAUGGUAGGAAAAUGUUAUGUCCUUAUGAUGGUAGGGAAAAUAGUUAAAAUAUUGGAAUGUCCACAAAGUUUGUAUGUUAACAUCCUAACAAUUAAAAAAAAACAACUCCACUUAAACUCUGCGGUUCCAAAAAGCCUUUGAUAGCCUGGACCGACAAACAUUUCGGAAACUCCUCCAACAUGAUGGGGUGCCAGGAUCACUGCUAGGAUCAUUAAGAGUUUUUAUGAAGGAAAGAUAUCCAAGGUGGUAGACGAACGUAGACUCACAGAUGCCUUUAAAGUGGAAACAUGAUGUAUCUUGCCACCCCCUUCCCUUUUGUUCCUUUGUCAUUGUCGGGAUAAUGCAAGAAUGCAGAAACAAAAAAAGGAUAUACAGGAUACAGUUGACACACUGAGAACAACUGAAUGGCAUAGAAUUAGCAGAUGACAUUGCAUCUCUGGCCCACAACCAAUAACAAAGGCAUUAAGAUAAAAUGUGUAGCCACUAUUUCAGCAGGACUCUAACAUAAAUAGAAGCAAAAAAAAAAUAUCAUGACGAUAAACUCAACUAACCAAAAGCUUAUCUACUUGGCAGAAAAUGCAAUGAAAAAAGGGGAGACCUUCACCUAACUGGGCAGCACCAUUGACAUAAAUGGUGGAUCCGAAGCUGAUAUCAAGGUUGGAGUCGGAAAAGCUUGGUCAGCAUUUGUGCUAUUAAAGAAAAUAUGGAACUCAAAGGAGCUGACUCUGCAACCAAUGUCAGAACUUUCAACACAAAUGUCAAAACAGUCUUACUCUGUGGAGCAUAAACUUGGAAAACAGCGAGCAGAAAGUACAGAUCCUCAUAAACACUUGCCUUAGAAAGAUCCUGAGCAUCAAAUGACCAAACACCAUCACCAACAAAGACAUAGUGGAAAGGACAUGCCAGGAGCCUAUUAGUUUUUAGUUUUCGUAAAAAUAUAUGCUAUUGUUUCAGUUUAUUGGAAUAUCUGGACACAUUUUUCAAAUUGCCGUUGUUAGCUAAUCCUCGACAAAUAAUUAAUAACUAAUUUGCUAUUAUUUUCUACUUAAUUGUCGCUUAUAUCUCUAACACUGUUCGUUUGACCUAAAUGUUUUAUUUUUAUUUGCCAGUUGCUCGGAGGAUUCUUGAUCAACUUUGACUCUAUUGGGCCAUGGUUAAAUUGGGCCCAAUAUCUUAGUCUGUUCAAGUAUUCUUUAAAAGUAAGUUCUUAAUUUUUUGAAAUAACUAAAAAAAAAAUAACUAUUCUCACAGCAACUCCUAUCAGAGUCAAAGUUUGCUAGCACUCCCGGGCCUCGUUUUGAAUCAUUGACUAGCGCUCAAACAUGUACCUGAUAAAGGCUUUCUUUUCUGAGUAGCUCUAAACCAUUGUCAAAAUGAUUUCGAUUGAAGAUUGUCUUUGGUAGAUGAACUUAAUUUUUAUUAAUUGAGGCGUCUCCCGGACCGGCGGUGAUCUACAGACUGGCAUCAAUCCGCAAGUUCCAAGGCACAUGCCCCAAAUAAUUGAGAGCCAUUGAUCUUGUUUCAAAAGUAAACUGGAAAUUAUUGUAAACUUUACAUGAGCUUCUAAUUAACGGCUGUAUCUCGAAAGCAAUUUGAAACAGUAGCUUUAUAAAGUACUGGUACAGUUACUGUGUAGUUUGUUUUCUUUGUUCUUUUGAUCGUUUAUCCUUAAAGUUUUCAAAUUAUAUAAUGUAUAGGCAAUAUAGUAAGGAUAAAGAAUGAACUGAAAUCUUAACAAGGCUGUAAAGACUCAAGGCAAAAUAGUAUUUUUAUAUGGAACAGAAAACGUCUGUGGUCAGAGAAUAAAUAGCUCUGUGGUGUGUGCUAAGGUUGCCCAAAAAGGCCUCUGGCUUUGGUUUCAUAUAAAUAGUAAAUAGUGCUAAAUAAUGCUCAAAUUGUAACUUCCUACAAGUGAUAUAUUUCAUUUACUCAAAAUUAAAGUCAAAUACAAAUAACACAAAGCAUUCAUUUUUAAAUUUUAAAAUUUUUCCCUAGGCCCUGUACAUCAUUGAGUUUAAAGGAAGAUUGUUUUGUGCCAAUGAGACAUCCUGGUAAGUUGAUUGUUUUGUGCCAUUGAGACAUCCUGGUAAGUUGAUUGUUUUGUGCCAAUGAGACAUCCUGGUAAGUUGAUUGUUUUGUGCAAUGAGACAUCCUGGUAAGUUGAUUAUUUUGUGCCAAUGAGACAUCCUGGAAAGUUGAUUGUUUUGUGCCAAUGAGACAUCCUGGAAAGUUGAUUGUUUUGUGCCAAUGAGACAUCCUGGUAAGUUGAUUGUUUUGUGCCAAUGAGACAUCCUGGUAAGUUGAUUGUUUUUGCCAAUGAGACAUCCUGGUAAGUUGAUUGGGUUUCGUUGUUAGCUGUCCGAUUGAGUUGCUGUAAUUAUCCUAUUUAAUUAUCCUAAUCAUUUUUGAGAACACAACUCUUAUGCUGCAAAUUACAAGCAUAAUAAGAACAAUUCAUUUAAUUAUACAUUAAUUGUAAAUAUUCAUAUAUUAUUUUUUUAACCUUAAGCCCUGAAUAGUGUUGUUAUGAUAUGAAACACUUUGACCAAAUUAUGUUAUAAUUUGCUGAAAUAAAAUUAUGUAUAAAUAAAGAGGUUUAGUAUUUAAAAAAAAUAAGAUAAUCAAUCUUUUUAAGAUCUAUAAAGAUCUAUAAACAAUUGUGCUGUGUUUGUAUGUUCAAAAUCCAAUCAAACAAUGUUUACUUUUCUUCUGUUAGUCAACCCGGAGAUACAUAUCUCUCUAUGCAAGACAUGAACUAUACAGAACCAUGGGACUUCUGGCAGAACUACGUCGCUAUGGCAGUGUACACACUUUGUCUGUUGAUUCUGACGUACAUUCAGUUGAGGCGUAUGAAGAAAACAUCAUAA